CGGGCUGCAUGGAGACCGGAUCCCCGCGCCGCCCUGUCCCCUCCUCCUAGGCGGGACCCCGCGCCACCCGGUCCCUUCUUCCCAGCUACUCCUGGGAAAGACCCUUGUUUCUCAGUCUCCUCUGUCCGGAUGGGACCCCACGCUUCUCUGUCCCCUUUCCGGGUGAGAUCCAUCCUCUUCCCUCCCUCAUCGAGUCCUUCCAGGUGGGACUCCUCUUUGCACUUCUUUCAGGGUCUCAGACCUGCGAACCGCCCUGUCUCUUCUCUAUUGCUCCCUCUGUGUGGGAACCUAGCGCCGUCCUCCUUCCUUGCUCUCCAGGUCUCCCCAGGUGGGAGCCCCGCGCCAUCCUCUGCCCUUCUCCCUCAGGUGCUCCACAAAAUUUCUCCAUAUGCUCUCGUGUCUGAGCACCGCUGGGACCGGUGUGUACCUUCCAGGGACUCUGGAGGGAGAGUCACCUGCGUCUCCCCUGCUCCAGAGCCUCUAAGCUGUCAUUUUGCAGGCAACUCCAACCUGCUGAGUAUGUGACAGUAUUUUGAAGUUGGAAAGGGUGAAGCCACGGGGAAAAAAAGCAGCUUCUUUCUUGCAGUGUGUGACAAGCUCGCCAGCGGAUGAAUAAAAGUGUGUAAUUUCCUUAUCAGUUAGAAAGGCUGAUGCCGCAUGAUGAGUGGAAAGGGAGGGAAAUGCUUUUAUGACACGUCUCAGGUUCUAAUUUAACAAAGCAGAGCUGAUAUUUAAUAGUUCAUCUUCGGAACACAUACCUUUGAAUUAGCAUGUGUUAAGCUUGCUCAAAAUCCACAGCUCUAAGUGGCUGUCUUGCAUUUUCGUCUAAGCAGUGGACUCGCUGGCCAGUAUUUAAACUCCCUGUACUAUUCUGCCUUUGAGUGAUAAGUUUCCAAAGAUGCUUUCCUGGGUCCUGUACUGUCUCUCAGCCCUACUAGUUGAGAAAACCUUUUAUUUGCCGUUUAAGUUUUCAGCAUUAAAAAAAAAAAAAACCCCAAAACUAAACCAAAACAACAACAAAACAAAACAAAACAAAACAAAAAAAAACAACAAAACCUGAACACCUCACAUCAAUUGUGGCCUUCUGGGGGUACUUUAUGUCCAGAAUGUCUGCAAAGGCAGUUUCUUGUUAAAGAUGUAUACACUCAGUACAACAAACCUUUCAAAAGUAAAACUUUGAAUUUUUCUUUUUUGUUUUAAAGACUUGAUCAGGCUGGCCUCAAACUCUCGGCAGUCUUCCUGCCUUUGCUUCCCAGGUUCUGGGAACACAAACAUGAAGCAUCACAUUUGAAAUGAAUUUUGAUUAAUUUUCAUGUUCCCCAUUGCAUAAAAAAAUUCAUUCAAAACAUAUACAGACCCUUACUAUAGUUAUACAAGAUUUUCUUUUAACUUGCAUUUCCAAAUGGUCUUAUGUAGCCCAGGCUGGCCUCGAUCUCCUGAUUGCCCUGUUACUGCCUCUCAGUUGUAAGAUUACAGUAAGCCAGAGCUACCAUACCUGACCCCAACUCCGAGAGAAUGAGCAUUAAGCAGAAUAGCAUUUGUUUGUGUGAUGUUUGGAAGGUAAGUUGUGAGGGUUCCUUAUAUCACAGUGUCAUUUCCGUCAGGCAGACUGGUCCUGAGCUUUUUAUUUGUCUGCUAGUGAUGCUGUGCAACGUCUCUGAAUUGUAGAAUUACUUUGGAGUCAGGACACGUAAAUUUUUCUUGGAUUCCCAGACUAGAUCAAGAUUCCAGGUUUGGAGAGGGAAAGGCUUGUCUAAUACAGGUGUCUUCACUUCGGCAGCCCUUACAAAGGACUUUACAGCCAUUUGAAUGCCUGUGGAGAUGGCGUCUCGGUCCUUGUCGCUGUUUCUUGAGUUCCCCGUCUACUUGUCUACCACCACUCUUUCCACGGAUAAGGUUAAAUUUGGUGUAUUUUGAGCAACAACAUCAAGAACUAAAAAAUGUGGCUAUAUUUAGGAUUUGUCCAUAUUAGGAAAGUUGAUUCCCACUUUGUGAGCACAAUAUUAGUACCACAUUCUGUCUUCUCAUUGGUGUAUAAGGGAGAAAAAAUGUAGUCUUUAAAUUUUUUUAUUGCAUCAUAUAUUUAUGUGUGUGCAUGUGGGUGCACAUACUCAAGCAAGUUCCACAGCACGAAGGUGGAGGUCGGGGACAACUUUCAGACCUCUGUUCUUCUCUCCUACUACGUGGGGUCUGGCACUCUAACUCAGGUGAUCAGGCAACAAGUACUCUUGCCUGCUGAACCACCUUGACAGCCCUCAAGUGCUAUUGUUAUCAGUUGUUUACCUCAGUUUUUUUUUUUUUUCCUUCAAUAAGCUUUUUGAGGUGGAUGUUUCUGAAGAAUUUUGAGAUUGCCUCUCUUCCCCUUUUGAGACAGAGUCUUAUGUAACCCAGGCUGACCUAGAAGUCAAGCUUUCUCUCAGUCCUCAUGUGAUCAGAUGCUGGGGUUACAGAUUCACCAGCAUGCUGGGCCAUGUGUAUGACCUCUCUUCCCAUCUGGGCUUUCCUCUCCUCAUCAUCCUGUAGUUUGCCUGUUGUGUGUCAGUUUGUUGUCUAGAGCGAGUGGCUCUAGUCCCACACUGUUUCCAGAUCUUAUCUGUCAGCCAUCACCUAUAGAGCAUUGUCACAGUCAAGAGUAUACCUCAUACAUUUCUUUUAUGAUCUGGGAGCCACCCCCUCUUGGUUUUUUAGUAUGCCUUGGUAGAGACAGAAAGAAUCAAAAGAGGCUGAAUUUACAGUCUUACCAAAAGCAGUCAGGAGCAGUAACAAUUGUAUAAUUGUAAUGUUUUCGCAAUGUAGAUCCUGUUUAAAAUCAUAGUGUGACAUUUGAGGAAAUUCUUUUUGCUGAUCUUCCAAGUGGUUUUCACUUUUAAUUAAUUGAUAGGUAUCAAUUUGAAUAACCCUCAGGCUAAAAAUGAAUACAGUUCAGAAACAGAAUGUCUGGAUUUAGGUCAACAUGCUUACAUAGUACUUAAAACUUCUUUUUUAUGUAUGUGUGCCUGAGUGUAUGUAUGUGCAUCUCAUGCAUCCGAGAUCCCCUGGAGCUGGAGUGACCAUGAACCCUCAUGUGCAUGCUAGGAAGCAAACUUGGAUCCUCUGUAAGAUAGUAAGUGCUCUUAACGACUCAGCCAUCUCUCUAGCCCCUACAUAACAUGUUUUAAUGGUCAGGGUAUAUCCAGUCAAUGUGUGCUGUGUCUCCCUUAUAUUUGAAAUAUUAUCUUUAUUAUCUAUAUUAUCUUCUUUCUCCCUUUUACUGAGGACCAAACCCAAGGUCUCAUGUAUGCAAGUUAAAACAUUAUUUUCUUUUUAAGAUUUAUUUUAUGUAUAUAUGAGUACACUGUGGCUGUCUUCAGACAUUCAGAAACACCAGAAGAAGGCAUCUGAUCCCAUUACAGAUGGUUGUGAGCCAUCAUGUGGUUGGAAAAUUGAACUCUGGACCUCUGGAAGAGCAGUCAGUGCUCUUAACUGCUGAGCCAUCUCUCUAGACCCCUAAAAACAUUAUUUUAAGAUUGUUUUUGUUUGUUUUGGGACAAAGUCUCAUGUAGCCAAGACUCCUUCUGCCUCCACCUCCCAAAUGCUGACAUUACCAUUGUAUGCCACGCUAUCCGUGGCUCUUGUAUUAUUAUUAUUUUUUUAAAUGUUUCGGUGGGCUUCAGACUGAACCUAGAGCUUUGCACAUGCUAGGAGUUUUCAGGUUUUUAUUCUUUGGGAUUUUUGAGGCAGGCAGCCUAGACUGGUCUGGAACUGCUGAUUCCCGUGCCACACACUUGAAGUGUGUACGUGAUGUGUGUUUAAAUUGCAGGCAUGCACUAUUUUUUUUUUUUUUUCUCGGAGCUGGGGACUGAACCCAGGGCCUUGCGCUUGCUACGCAAGCGCUCUACCACUGAGCUAAAUCCCCAACCCCGCAGGCAUGCACUAUUAUACUUGGCUCUUAUUUUUGCUUUUGGAGACAAGGUUUUUCUGUGUAUCCCUGGUUGUCCUGAAACUUGCUCUGUAGUCCAGGCUGGCCUCAAAUGAGAUCCACCUGCCUCUGCUGUCUUAAGUGCUGGGAUUAAAGGCAUUUGCCACCAUCACCUAGCUUCUUGGGUUUGUUUGUUUGUUUGUUUGUUUGUUUUUUUGUUGUUGUUCUUUUGUUUUUAAUAUAUCUAGUAAAUUACUAGACCAGCUUCCACUUAAAAGGUGGUGAAAAAGAUGGGCUGCUGUUUGCUUUCUUUUAUUCUGGAUUGGUUAGAUGAAGUGAACAUCAUGUGGGAUAUGGAGAAUAGACGAGAGCAUUGCAGCUGCCUGGUAGUUAGCUGAGUAAAUGCCACUGAGAGGGAGCUUUGUGGUAAUUAGCUGUGUAAAUGCCACUAAGAGGGAGCUCCCUUCUUUCCUCUAGUCCUGAAUACCUAAGGCCAAAUGGCCUAGUUAUUGGUAAUCCCCAUUUGUUCUGUUAGAACAAUUCAAAUAAUCUGGUACAGGGCUGGGAUAAAUAGAAUUAAAUCCACUUACUGCCAGAGAGUGGCUACUGCCAGUUUACAGCUUGGCCUUCCACCUGUACAAAGCCUGCUAGGACACCCAUGCUAUGUGCCCUAGAGUUGAGGGUGGGAAGUACAUCAGGUCACAUACUGAGUAAGUAGACACACUGUAGAAAUGAUGACAAAUAUAAAACAUAAGCCAAAGUCGGAGAAUAGACAUGGCUUUAUAAUCAGCUCAGAAUUAAGAGCUCACUCACCAUUCUUACGGUAGGUGUGAUUUGGAGGAGACUGCCUUCUUUCAUAAUGCCAGCUCCCAGCGUGUGGCUAAUUCUAAUGGGAUUGUUCUAAGGUAGGGUGGAGAAUAUUCUAGGAGGACAAGGUGAGAGAGACAGACGGAAAGAGCUGUAGGUACAUGAUGUGUGUGCAUUUGUAUGGGCAUGCAUGUGCCACAGCAUGCUUGUGCUCAGAGGACAGCCUUGGGUACAGGUCCUGGCUUUUCACUUGGCUUUAGACAGGGUCUUGUUUGUUUGUUUGUUUUGUUUUUCUGUUGCAUUUUCCACUAGUUGACCCGCUUCCAGGAAUUCUCUUGGUUCUGCUGCUGGGAUUACAGACUUUUGUGCUAUGUGGCUGGCUUUUAUAUGGGUUGUAGGGAUUCGAAGUCUUGUUCUUGCAUUUCCAUGGCAAGCGCUUUUACCCACUGCAGCAUUUUCCUAGCUCCAUGCAUUCACACUUUUAAUUCCCCAAAAACAAGACUGUGGAGAUGUCCUUUCCUGCCAAACUGGCUUUCUCUUGACAUAGCUCCUGUUCUGACAUAUCAUCCAAUACUGAUAGCUUAUGCUAGUGAUAUUAGCAGAGGUGAAUAGGGAAAUUGUGCUAUCUAAUGCCCCUAGAAGAUCCACACGCCGUGGUGCAUGCCUAUGUCCUAGCUUUUGGGAGACUGAGGCAGCAGGUUCAGGAAUUGAAGGCUAGCCUCAGCUUUGUAUAGGGAGUCAGAGGGCAGCCUGGGCUAAGUGAGACCUUGUCACAACAAAAUAAACAAAAAUUUAUCUUGAAAGACAAAAUGGGGACACAUACUACCUCAUGUAACAUGUUGACAUGAAGUCAAACAGUACAACUGUAGACUUUUCUGCUUAUCCAGUGUUAAAUCUUAGGCAAAACGAUACAGUCCUAUGUAAAGUAAUUUAUUUAGGUGAAGAGUUAAUGAAGUGCAUUAAAAAAAAAAAACUUCCAGAGAGAAUAAAAUGCAAUUCAAAAUGAUUUUAAGUAGGAACAAGUCAUCUUAGGUAAUGAAGUUUAGUAUGAGUCUAUUGAAGCUUUACUAAAAAUUAAAAUAUUUUCUAAGUUCAAUUUCUUCCCAUGGAGACUUGAGAAAAUUGAAGUAAAUAUUCUCCCCCACCUCUCUCUCUCUUCAUUUUGUUUCCAUAUUGUUGAUUUUUAGCCUUGAUGUAGUCAGUAGUGGAACACAGACCCUGUGAUUUCGGAGAAGCAUUAAGGACAAAUAGCAGGCAGCAUUUCAGGCCUGUACACACGUGACUGCACAUUCAGAAAUACUUAUAGAAAUGUAGUAGUUUUUUUCUGAGUUAUUUGCAAGAUUUUUUCCCCAUCCCAAACACUUACUUACCUGGGAACAGACGAAACCCAUUCCUUUGUAGAGUUUAGUUCCAUUCUGCAGCCCUGAAUUUGAUAUGUCAGAGACAAUGCAUCCUGAAGCUGCAGUGUAUCAUUGAGAUGACACCAUACUCUUCCAUAGUACAGGGGUCUGACAUGUUACAUAUUUCAGUGGCUUUUAAUCACGUUUAAAAUUUUUCUCUGGUGUAAAUUAUAUGGAACAGUGGGUUUCAUUCAGGCACUUUCAUACAUGUGUGUAAUGUGCUUUACUUAAAACCAUGGCUUUAUGACAUUUCCAUACAUGUACGUUAUAUGUUCUUACAUCAGUACCCUAUUGCCCCCUCAUCUCCGUUCUUUCUUCCCGGUCACCUUCUCCUACCUCAAAGUUUUAUAAUCGAGAAUGAAAUUUUAGUUGAGCUGGAGUUGUAACCUGGUUGGUAGUACUUACCUAGCAUGCAGGAAACUCUGGGUUCCAAUCCAGCACCAUGUAACUGGGUGUGACCAUGCAUGUCAAUGCUAUAUAAUCCCAGCUUUUGGGAGGUAGAGGCAGGGGGACCUGAAGGUUAAGGUAAUUCUUGCCUACUAGGUAAGCUAGAGGCCAGUCUGGGGGUACACUAGACCUACCUAAGAAGUUAACUUUCUACCUCUAACCGAAGAGAUAACUGAAAGAUAACCGAAAGGUUCCUGUUUCUAAAAUGAUGUGCUUGUGGUGGAUUUCAAUAUAUAAAUGAAACGUAAAUUUAAUAUAAAUCUUCUGGCCAGUCUUGCUGAGGCACCUGUCUGUGAGCCUGGGAAUGGCUUUUCUCUAGAAUUGGAGCAUAGUUCUACUGCCGAAUGUGGGUUCCCAGCGUUGCUGGAGAUGUCUUUAGAGAAGGGUAACAGAAUUAUUUUUUUGAGACAGGAUCUAUGCAGCCCAGCCUUGUACCCAGUGUCUUCCUGCCCAAGGCUCCUGAGUGCAGGCAGGGAUUAAAGGGAUGCCUACUACGCUGGGCUAGGUUAGAUGUUUAUAAAGAAAAACUGUAUAAUUAUGUUUUUGUUAUUGUUUUUCUUUGAGUCACAGUGUCACUGAGUAACCUGGGCUGGUCUGGAAUUUGAUGUGUAAACCAGGCAGGCUCCACACUGUAUCUUCCUGCCUCGAGCUGUACUGUGCACAGCUGCUAUAAAUAAGUUCUGAAAUGUGAGGUUGCCAUGUCACAUACUACUGUUGGGUGAAGUUUGUGGGAUUGAAAUUUGGACCUGGGCACAUGCAAAACUUACAGCUCCAAGGAGGACAUUGGAGUUUGUUGUUGUUUUUUAAUUGUUGUUAGUUUAGGUUGUGUUUCUGUGGUUUGCGUCUAAAGAUCAACUUAAGGAAGCCACUUUGUUUCUUGGCAAAGGAAGUUGUUUAAAAAAAGAAAAAGGAUCUUUCUUGCCUCCUUGCUUUCUCCAACUGCUUUGGCUGUGAGCCCGAGCCACUGGUGGGUGACUAGGAGGUAGGAAUGGAAAUUGUGUUACUUCUCUAGCUACUGUUUUCCUUGUGUGUGCAAAAAGGGACAGAUGAUUUACAGGGAUAAUGUGGACCUUUGGGCUUGGGUUGUGAGGUCAUGUUCUUGGCUAUGAAAGUAAGUUGGUGAGUUCCUCUCUCCCAAGCAUUCUUUAUCUCAGGUUUGUAAAACUGAUUAUUAUAUAAAAGAGGAAAAACAGGAUGGACUUUUCCAGCUCACUGGGCAUGUAAUAGUGAUUUCCCUCCACCCCGCCCCGUCUGUAAAUGGAACAUGCAUGACUCACCACGGCCACACAAGGCACUUGUGUAACCCUGCCUGAAUGGGAGGGUGGGAUGAGGAUGGACGGAGAUGGGCUGGCAUCCCACCUUGUUCAGUAGGCUCUGCCCAGCUGCCAUUGCAUGGACUUCUGAGAAGGACAGUGUGCCUUCUCACAUACUGUGCUACAGAGGCUUGAAACAGUGCUUUCUGUGUGUACCAAAAGAAGGCAAGAUACCAAUGUAAUAAAAAUGCGGUCAGUGAAAAUGUUGUAAUGUUGUAAAUUCAUGUUCUGUAGUAGAGUGUUCUUCUGUUACAUAAGAUUUUAGUGUUAAGAGCCAGGGAGAUGGUUUGGUGGGUAACAGUGCUUGUCAUCAGGCCCGGGACCUGAGCCCAAUCUCUGAGUCCUACAUGGUACAAGGAGAGAACUGACUCAGGCAGGUUGUUUAUUGAACUCCACAUGUGUUUCAUGGCAGGUGUGUCUACAUACAUGCAUGAUGCCUCAGAUAUUUAAUCUCUCUUUUUUAAAAAAAUUAUUUAUUUUAUGAAUGUGAGUACAGAUAACUGUCUUCAGACGCACCAGAAGAGGACAUUGGCUCCCAUUAUAGAUGGUUGUGAGCCACCAUGUGGUUGCUGGGAAUUGAAUUUAGGUCCUCUGGAAGAGCAGUCAGUGCUCUUAACUGUUGAGCCAUCUCUCCAGCCCCCUAGAUAUUUAAUCUCAGUUGGGGCUUUCUAACCCACCUUUAGUCAUUCAGUUCCUAGAUAAAAUGCACACAACUUCUAUAUUUAUAAUAAGCCUUAAUCAGCACUAGAGCUGGGCAGAUAUCUACCCUCUAAGCUAUUAGUUUUUACCUCCCUAUAAAUAACCCUGAGUUAUAACUUGACACAUUACACAUGGGCAGCUCUUACUCCAACUGGCCACAUGGUCAGUUCUUAUGAUCCCUUACCCCAUGGCAUCUUCCUCUCUCCUCCUCAUGGUCCCUCUCCAGACCCCAAGCCCUGGGUACCCCAAACUCUGCCUAUCUCUUUUCUGUCCACCUAUUAUAGGCUGUAGGCAUCUUUAUUUACCAAUGAGGGAUAACUUGGGGGACAAGGUUACAUAGUAUCACUUGUUUAUGUGCAGAUUCUCUCCUUCCUGGGGGCAACCAGGUCUUGGGGGCCAGUAUUUAGCAUUACAAUACAAGCAAAAGGCCAAGCUUCAACAAUUUUCCUUUCUUGUCUAAAAAGAUUCUUUUAUAAUAAUAAACAACAUGCAAUAGGAACAAUUAUGAAAAUUAUUAGGUAAGAGUUACAUUUAAGGGGUUGGGGAUUUAGCUCAGCGGUAGAGCGCUUGCCUAGCGAGCGCAAGGCCCUGGGUUCGGUCCCCAGCUCUGAAAAAAAGAAAAAAAAAAAAGAAGAGUUACAUUUAAAAAGUCUAGUUUGCUCAUCUUUGGCAAUGUUGUUGUAAAAAUAUAAAAAAUAAAGUUUCAGUGUCUUUUAUCCCACUAGGUCUGCACCACAGUGCCCCAAGAUAUCUGCUAGAUAUCUUGGCAGAAACAUAUCCCAACUCCACGGUGGCCCAGUGUUUCUUGCUGCCGCACACUUUCCUACACUCAAACCAUCACAUAAAAGAACACACAGCACAAUAAUCUUUGACCCAAUUGAUAAGCUAUAAUUGCCCACUUAAUCAUACAAAUCCCGGUGCCUUCCAUCCCUUAGGAACAUUAAAUAACAACCUGUAAAUACACAGAGCGGAAUCUUAACAUCAGCCUCCAUUGUCCUGCCACGGCUUCUCUCUCUCCCUCUCCUGUCUCUUUCUCUUUUCGUUCCAGUCUCCUCCCGCUCCUUCAAACUUCUCUCCCGCCCAUCCUUCCUUCUCCUCCAAUGACAGGCCUCUUUCUAUCCUGUACCUGCCCCUCACCUAUAUUUUACAAAUUCAAUGGGGAGAAGGUUCAGGUGAAGUCACCUGAUUCCUGAGUAGUGACUAGGCAGCUGUCCUUGGGGCAGUGGAGUUACCAUCAAAAUACAGAUAACUCCAGGGCAAACCACAACAUUUCCCCCUUUUUGUCCAGUUAAAAAGCCUUUUCAUUUAUAUAUAGAGUACAAUUAUUACCAUUCUACAGUUUAUAAAACAUAUGAUAUAUUCAACACCCUGUCCAUCACUAUAUCAGUUAAACAGAACAUUUAGUUAUCCAUUCCAGCUUAAGAAAGGCCUAAAAUCUAUAUUAUAUCUUGGCUAGCUCGUAUACUAUCUGAUAACUAUCCAAUAAAAUAUGUAUUUUCAGAGUUAAACAGCCUGAUAGGCUAUGAGACUGUAAUCAGUCUUCAACCCCGUCAGAAAUCUUUGAAUGAGCAAAUAUCUAUACACAUAGGAAGCCUAACAUGGCUUCCAGAACUGAGAGGUUGUAGAGACAAAUCUCCACUAGCAAAGUCCCCAGUUAGCAACUUGUGAGCACAAGUCUUCAGCCUUCUGGCCCAAAAUCAACUGACAGACCCUUGAAAUGCAGAUUUUGAAGGGCUGAUCACCCUGUCUUGGCAGAGUUUAUCAGUCAACUAUUCUGCAUAAUUUGUCCUUUUCUGGACAGUAUCAGUCUGCAGAUGAAACAGGCAGUUUUGUGUAGUGGCUGCCUAACCACACAGUAUUGCCUCACCUGGAGGUAGAGAUGUGCACAUUCUUCACUAAAUCCACAAAGGGGAACCGUUAGGAGCAGAUAUGUCUCAACAAAAGAUAAAUAACUUUAAAUCUCAAGUUUUAUCGAUUUUUGACAUUUUUGAAAACCAUCUAUCUAUAUAAGACAAUCUGGACUGUUGUCUUUAUAUCUUAAUAAUAUCUUGAAAGUACUCUCACAAACUCAGAACCAUGAAUUUGCUAUUUGGUCCUUAACUCACAUGUGUAAUCAACUCAGAAGUUUAUAAUGACAUCAAUAGAAGGACUGGCUGUCAACCUUGUACUUUUAAACUCUUUUAACAAAUAAAUUCUAUAUCAAAGCAAAGAUAUGAUUUUAGCUUAGUUACCAAAUGAGAUUAUGACGGUACAACUCAAUCUAGCUAAUUCCUCCCUGUUAAAUUACAACCGAUUCUAAAUUCCUCAUUAAAAACAACUUUAGAAUAACCACUUUCAGCCCCCCAAAGUCCAGGGAAUUGGGCGACGACUUCUCUAUAACCUUUUCAAGCUGUACAUGGGCGUUGAGAUAUCCUUGGGAGUAGGGGGUAGGAAGAAUAAAGCAAAUGCUGUAGCUGAUGUGUCCUGACUGGACCCAGCUGAAAGUCCUUGAGACCAGGAAUCCAAGUAGACACACUCUGUAAAAUACAACUCUCAAGACAAAAGUUUAGAAUCGAAAUCUCUUUUUGUUUGAUUCUCCUGCAUUAAUUUUUUCAGGCUGUCUACCUCUAUCAAAUCUGAUUAGUAUGACUCUAUGAGGUUUCCAGAGCCUAAUCACACUUUUUAAAAACACAAAGACAAAAUCUUUCUCCCAAAAUACUGUGUUCCUUAGUCUGUAACCAGAAAAGCUUGUAUCUUGCACUCUCUCCCAGAGUUAUAAUAUAACCAUAAAAUUCAGAGUCACAUCCAUUAUGAAGAUUAAACAAUUUUUUUUUUUUUUGGUUCUUUUUUUUUCGGAGCUGGGGACCGAACCCAGGGCCUUGCGCUUCCUAGGCAAACGCUCUACCACUGAGCUAAAUCCCCAACCCCUAAACAAUUUUUUAAAAAGAAAGUAAGCUAAAUAAUGAGCCUGAUAGGCUUUUGUACUCUGUGAUAUCAGGAAAUUAACCCAAAAUUCCUGUGGAGCUCAUGUUAAGAGAAUCUGAGCUUCCUGUUGUGGUAGAUAUAAAAAAUAACCACAAACCCUCGCUAGCCGGCGUCAACAAGCCAUAUGGCCUUUAGCGGGGUAAUUCAUAAAACAAACCAAAUACCUUCUAUCAAUUCCAAUAUCAAUAAGCAACAUAUCAAACCAGGACUUUAGUCCAAAAUAUAUCAUCUGUUAAGCUCUCUACCCGGAGCCACAGAUUCUUCUUUAACCUUAAUAACUUCUAUAAUAUAUGUCUGCAUUCAGUCUGCCUGGUGUUACAGACAUUCAUCACAACUCUCUACUUGGAGUUAGUAAUUUUUCCCUCUCUAAGUUCUGAACCGUGGAUGAAAAUCCCCACCUAAUUCAGGUAAUCUCUUUACUCUCUCCUUUCUAAAAACAAACUUAAUCACCUUUUAAUAAUACCUGUAAUUAAAAAGUAGCUUGUCUAACUAGGAUUUCAACCAAAAUUCUCGAGUCCACGUUAAAAAGAAUAUGAGUAUCCUGAAAGGCUUUCUAAACAACUUUCUUUAAAAAGCAGCUUUUAAUCUCUAACUCUUUGAACUGCCAUUACUUAUUACACAGCCUGGGACCUAUAGUCUGCCAGCCCAGGCUGCUUCCCUGUUUUUUUGUUAAAUUCCCGAGCUUGAGAUAUCACAUGACUUAACAUGGCGCUGGCCUCCUCUUAGAAAAUAAAAACUUUAUCUCAACUCUUAGGAUUACUAGUGGAUUCUUGCCCAUCACAUUGGUUCGCCACUGUUAUUGUAAAAAUAUGAAAAAUAAAAAAAGUAUGGUUGUCUUUUAUCCCACUAGGUCCGGCACCGCAGUGCCCCAAGAUAUCUCCUAGAUAUCUUGGCGGAAACACCACGGUGGCUCAGACCAGUCGCCCCACACUCCAUUACACUUAACUCUACACAUUAAAGAACACACAACACAAUAAACUUAGAUUCAAUUGAUACGAUAUAAUUGCCCACCUAAACAUACAAAGCCCAGUACCAUCCAUCCUUUAGGAACAUUAAUAGCAGCCUGUAAAUACACAGAGCAGAAUCUUAACAUCAGCCUCCAUUGUCCUGCCACGGCUUCUCUCUCUCCCUCUCCUGUCUCUUUCUCUUUUUGUUCCAGUUUCCUCCUCUUCCUUCAAACUUCUCUCCUGCCCACCCUUCCUUCUCCUCCAAUGACAGGCCUCCUUCUGUUUUGUACCUGCCACUACCUGUAUUUUACAAAUCCAAUGGGGAGAAGGUUCUGGUGAAGUCACCUGAUUCCUGAGUAGUGACUAGGCAGCUGUCCUUGGGGCAGUGGAGUUACCAUCAAAAUACAGAUAACUCCAGGGCAAACCACAACAGGGCAACUCUGGAGAGAGUAUUUUAUUAUUUGUCCUAUCUUGGUGAGUUCAGAGUUCUGUAUCUAGGGGUUGGGGAUUUAGCUCAGUGGUAGAGUGCUUGCCUAGCAAGCACAAGGCCCUGGGUUCGGUCCCCAGCUCCGAAAAAAAAAGAAAAAAAAGAAAAAAAAAAGAUUUCACCAGAGUUCUGUAUCUAAAUCACUUUCUAUCUUCUAUUACCUUCCUAAAAACAUCUCUUUAGACCUACAACAUCUUCUUAAAUCCUAAAUAAUUUAAGCUUAUAGUAAGGCUGACUAUGUAGUCUUCAACCCCAUCAGAGACCUGUGAAGGAAUAAAUAUUACCUGAGUAUGCAGGAAGUGUAGGGUCGCUUACACACACACACACACACACACACACACACACACACACACACACACACACACCUUAAAACGAGAAGUCAGAGGGACAACCUGUGGAUGUUGGUCCUGUCCUUCCACCAUGCCGGUCCUGGGGAUGGACCUUUUUGUCAGGUUUGGUGGCAUGCACCUUUAUCUUCUUACUGGCCCUCUGCUUUAAACUCCCAGUCCCAGUCCUCCUAUUUCCACCUCCCUUGCUGGCUGGGAUUAUAGAUGUAUGCCUUCUCACUGUACCAUGAUUUACUUAAUUUGCAGAUAAAGCUCUGAAUUUGUACCUAGCAUAUAGUGUACAGUGGGAUAUAUAUUGUUUUGAAAAAUGAUUUUUCAUCACUUUUCCUAGAAUUAAAACUUUUUUAAAAGUACUAUUUUAUUCUGUUUUUUUUACUUACAGGUAUGAGUGUUUUGCCUGUAUGUAUGUAUGUAUGUAUGUAUGUAUGUAUGUAUGUAUGUAUACUGUGCGGAUGCCUGGAGCCUACAAAGGCCAGAAGAGGGUGUGCAGUCCUCAGAAAUUGGAGUUACAGAAUAUUGUGAGUCAUCAUGUGGGUUGGUUGAACCAAACCCAGGUCCUCUGCAAGAACAGUGAGUGCAUUUAAGCACUGAGCUAUCUCUACAGCCCUGGAUUUUUUUUUUAAAGUCAUAAAUAAGAGCUUGUCUGUAUUCCAUAGAUAGAUCUUUAAAUUAAUGGUCAUUGCCGCUUUUUUAACCUACUGAUACCUAAUAGAAAAUGAAACCUAGUUACUAGGUAUCAUCCUGUCUGUGGGUGUGUAGAAACUCAUCCUCCCAGAGCCCAGGGGGAGCCUGCACACCUGCUGGGCGCACUGUCUGAUUUCCCCUAAACUUACUUGCAUGUUGUUAUGGCAACUGUACUUUUUCACAAGUUGGAGACAGGUUAGAUGUUAGCCCGCACAUUCCUCAAGAGAUGGAACAGUGUUGAUUUAGGAUGUGUGAAGAAAAAAUGACAAGUCACUAAUCCAGACACUUUAGUCUUUCACACCUUAGAUGCCAACUCUCUUCUCUGACCCUCACAUUUGCACAUGCAAGCACACAUGCACACACACAUGCACACACAAGCAUACACAACGAUUUUAAAUGAUUAAAAACCAGAAAUCUGUGUUAGUGCUCACCUGCACUUAGGUGAGGUGAUGGCAAGGUCCGUUACAUAGCAAGUUUCAGGCCAACCUGGUCUACAUAAGGAACUUUAAAACAAAACAAACAAAAAGCACUUUUGUUAUAGACAAAGAAAUGUUUCUCUUUUUUCCUCCCAUUAAUAAUUAGUAUUUGUUUUCCUGGCUACAAAAUAAUAGAGCAGGCAUUCAAAAGGAUAGAUUGAUAAUCUCUACCCCAAAACCAGAACCAAAAACCUUGUCUGAAUAAUAUAUCAGACACAGUCAGUGAACCUCACCUAUGAAACUCUGGCAUUCCUGUGUGUCAAUAACAACAAAAAUGUAGUAUAUACACACAAGUGAUGUGAAUUAAUUUGUGGUAAGACAAAUCAGGUCUCUGACUUAAGAUACAGCUUACCUAGUUAUGAAAUUGGUGUUGGUAUGUCAGAAUAUGCAACAGGCAUUUUAUCUGCAUAUUGGAUGAAAUAAGAGUCUCCAGAAAAAGUAUCAAUAUUUUCCAUGUAGGUUUUUCCAUUGAUAAAUUAACUUGAAAAUGGGUUAACAGGAAGUAUCAUUAAUGGUGGCCCAGAGUGUGCAUGGCAUGAACUAUGAGUAAACAUUUCCCCUGAGCAUAUCAGGUAGCGGCUGUUUGCUUUAGAACGGUACAUUGAAUAAGUUAGUUGCUAGGGCAUAAGGAGAUGGCAGGAGCAAGUGGCACCAGCGUGCAAAGAUGGACUCUGGGUAGUCUAUGUGUUCUCAGUGUUCAGAACUGUUCAGUGUACAGUUCUGUGGAGGACUGUAAACGUUGGUAGCUGGUUCUUACUACAAAAAGCUCUCUGUCUGUCUGUCUAUCUGUUUCUCUCUCUUUGUAUGUAUGUAUGUAUGUAUGCAUGCAUGCAUGCUUGUGUAUUGCUUACUGCAUAUGUUCCCGAACAAAUUGUAUAUUUGGGUUGUUUUUUUUUUUUUAAGAUUUAUUUUUGUUUAAGAUUAUCAUUAUCUUUUUUUUUUUCAGAGUUGGGUCAAAUGCUAGUCAAGUAUUGUACGACUUGCUUACGUACUGAGCCACAGAUUAUUAAUAUCUUCAAACCACUUUUGUUUAUAUGUGCGUAUGUUCCCCAGCAUGUGUGUGGAAGUCAGAAGACAACUUUGUGGAGUUGGUUCUCUCCUUCACCUGUAUAUGGGUUCCAGGGAUUGAAUUUAAGUCAUCAGGCCCAAGAUUAUUAAUUUUUAGAUGAACCUGGUAAAAAAGCAAACACAUUUUAUAAGAAAGAUGUGCAAGUCUUACUUGAUGUUUAUAGUUUCUUUCCUCAGGGGCUACUAUUAUUCUAUUUCUUUUGUAUCCUUCUAUAAAUAUUUUAUGCAAAUAUAAGGAAAUAUUCUUAUUUUUGUUUAUUUUGUUUGUUUGUUUUUUGUUUUUGUUUUUGUUUUUUUUCAGAGCUGGGGACCGAACCCAGGGCCUUGCGCUUGCUAGGCAAGCGCUCUACCACUGAGCUAAAUCCCCAACCCCUUCUUAUUUUGUUGCAUACAGUGUGACAUUGCAAUAUGCUGUUUUGCUAACCUGUCUUGUGUUUGUGUAUGUGCACGUCAAUAAAUGUCCAUGCUUACACAUGGACGAGGAGGCUAGCCAGCGCUCUGCAGAGUUGCUUUCCUUCAUAUUCCCUUGAGCCAGGAGAGCUCAUUGAACCUGGAACCUGCCAUUUUGACUGACAGCCAGCAGGCCCCACUUGUCUCCACCCCCAGCACCUUGGGGUCAGAGGCACAUGCAGCUGUGCCUUACUCUUCCAUAUGUGUUCAUUGAGUUCAGGCCCCGAUGCUAGAGGAGCCGGCUCUCUUCUCCUGAGCCACCAACCCAGCCUACUGAUGAGUAGCUUGAUUUCCUUUGAAUAAAUGUGUGCAUACCCAUUAAUUUAGUUGUUCUCUGGGCUGCUAGACAUUGAAGUCAGCUGACAAGCCUAGAUUAUUCUCUUAGAGACCCUGACUUUUUGUCUGGGCUUUCAGUGUCUAUGAAACCCUUCCCAAAUAAUUCAUUUUGAUGACUGAUGGCUUAUUUUGAUUGAAAUGACGAAAUUCAUGCUUAAAGAAAGGGUCCUUAUGCAUAGGUCAAGUAGAUUUUCAGGGUAAUUUCUGCCAACCUCUGAGUUUCCACUUGCUGUCACGCUUACCAGUGGCAAAGCUGGAGGCUGUUUAGGAGAUGAUUUAACCACAGUACACUGUGCGGUGGGAGUGAACUUGGAUACCAGCUCACGCAGUGGUGGUUGAUCUCACAAGUUCAGUGUUACUUAUGUCAUUAUAAGACUUGGCGUUCAUUAGGCACAUGUGCAUGCAUCCGUGUGCAUGUGGUAUAGCACCCAGGUAAACACUGGGUGUUUCCUCAGUUGCCCUCAUAUUCUUCAAGACAAGGUCUCUCACUGAAUGUGGAGCUUGGUUUGGUUCUAGAGUCACAGACGCACACGGUGUAGCUCCCAGAUUUCAAAUGGGUCCUGGAGAUCUGGUCUCAGGUACUCAUGCUUUAUUUGACCUAGCCGUCUGUUUGUCGACCUGAAUAGCUCAAAAGAAAAAGCUCUUGUUCAUAAAGACUUAAAAAGCGUAUGUAGAGAUGGUCAUUCUUUAGGCAUUGUCAUUAUGCUGAUCAAUGACAAACACCAGUUGUACAACAGGAAAACUACAGAGUUAGUGUCCUAGGAUACCAAAUGAUUAUGAAUAUUUUAACAUACACUGUUUACUAUAAAUUAAACAUUCCAAACUGUUAAGUAUCUAAGUCAAAUAUGAAAUGUAAAUAUCAGCAAAUAUGAAAAUAGGUGACCCAAGAACUGGAAAGCAAAAAGGAAGUUAAAAAAAGUGUGACGGGACGGGGUGAUGAUUGUGGACAAACGGCAGUUAUAUCUUACACUAUGGAGACAUAUUUUCAGACGUGUUAUCCUCCAGCGUGCUAAGCACUGUUGGUAUUGUGUGGCUGGUUUGGAGAGUGUGAAGGGAACGGAUCUAACUUCUGCUUACUCCAGCCAAGACUAUUAAUGUGCACCCUAGCUCUAGUUGGUGUAGAUUCAUAUCCCAUGAUUUGUGCAUCACUGUGUCUUCCCCAUAAACCCAAUUUGCACUGAACUUUGAUCUUAACACUGCUGGCUAAGCCCCUUGUGCUCCUGCCCCUUGAGUACUGGGUUUAUAGGCAGGCAUGGCCAUACAAUAGGGCCAAGCCUCAUGCUAGAUUUUAAAUUUAUUUCUUUACAUUUUAUUAUUCAUGGGUAGGACCUGCAUGUGUGUUGAUGAAUGCACACAGGGUGCAAAUAUGGAGAUCCAAGGACCUACUUUUGGGAGUCCUUCCAUUGUGUGACGUGGGGGGAUUAAAUUCAGGUUAUCAGGCUCAGUGGCAAGUGCUUUCUCACUGACACUUUGCCAGGUCCCCAUUAUUCUUUGCUCCCUUCUAGUAGUGAGUUUUACAGCUGGGGCCAUUGAAGUUAAUAUUGUAUUUAAUAUAAUAUGAGGUAGGGUGAGCUUGACUUGACCUUGUAUGCCAGCAUGUUGUGGGCCUUUCCUGAGAGCUACGAGUAAAUAGCUUUUCCCUCCAGAUAAGAUGCUAAGGAUAGACCAAAGAAAUGAAUCCACCCAAGUCCAGCUUGCUCAACCAGUGAGUUUACUGGGGUGACUUACAGAAGAGCAAUGACUAACCUGAAAGCUGAGUCCCCAGACCACAGGCUGCGCCACACCAGUCCUUUCCGCAGCAGUUGCUAACUGCUUAUAUGACCUUAGGCAGAGGCCCUGUGAGUCUUGUAAGAUUUCUGAACUUCAGAGCCUGGUAAGGUUGGAGGGAUUCCUGAGAGGUCAGCUUCCCUGGUCUCCAGGAGGAAGUGUUUGAACUCACAGGAAGUAGCUGGAGAACAUGAAGAAUGCUGGCGGUCUGGAGGGUUCAUGCCAACUCAAGGUUCCUGCAAGGUUCCAUCAUCGGAGCUGUUGUUCCACUCACCAGGCUGUGGUAGGUAACCUUGUGGCUGAGGUUCUGCCAUGCUCUUUCUUUCAGUUUUAAUUUGGGUGUGGGAGGGAGCUGGGAUUGAACCCAGGGUCUCACAUGUGUUAGCUGUGCCUCUGAUUAUUUUAGAAACCUUUAGUGUAAGAUACUGAGCCUACAGCGCACCAUUUUCUUUCCUUUUGCUUUUUAGAUUUUCUUUAAAGAUUUAUUUAUUUAUUAUAUAUGAAUACACUGUAGCUGUCUUAGACACACCAGAAGAGGGCAUUGGAUCUCUUUACAGGUGGUUGUGAGCCACCAUGUGGUUGCUGGGAUUUGAACUCAGGACCUCUGGAAGAGCAGUCGGUGCUCUUAACCGCUGAGCCAUCUCUCCAGCCCUAGAUUUUCUUUCUUUUUAUUUUGUGUGUUAUUGUUUGGCUGAAUGUUUGUCUGUGUAUGCAGUGCCCAUGGAAGGCAGAAGAGGGCAUUGGAUCCCCUGGGACGGAAGUCUCAGAUGAUUGUGAGCCGUGGGUAAUCAAGCCUGGGUCCUCUGGGAGAGCAUCCGGUAUUAACCACCGAGCCACCUUUCCAGGCCCAUCACUAUCUACCUUCAGAGCUUUAUCCCAGAGACACCAUUAGUGAGGAGAGCACAUGAAGAUAAAGCCUUGUUUUCUGCCCAUUUAAAAAUGCCGAGAGCAGGACCUGGGCUGUACACGUGUAAUUUUAGUAUUUGGGAGGCUGAGGCAGAAGGAGUGAGAGGUCAGGGUUAGCCCAGGCCACAUAAUGAGUUCUAGGACAGCCUAGCUCCAGCGAAUCCCUGAAAUAAACAAAAACAAACUCAGAUGUGGGUUUGUAUGAUGUCAACCUUUGGGAAAGUAGGUUUGCACACGCACACAUCUCCCCGUCUUCCCAGAAACGGGAGGGGCCGUUCACUCACUGGUUUUGGCUCUGCAUUGCAUACGUUCUCUUGGGUUUCUUCUGGCCUCAUGUAGUUUCAAAGAUCCAUCUAGUUUAAGGCUGAGAUUUGCAUUGGAGUUUAGCACUAUUUACCUGCUGUCCUGCUUCUGCUGCUAUCUCAUCAGGACAGAUGGAUGGAUGUACAGGUGCCUCUUUAGGGAUAACUGGGCAGGAUGUGAGAAAUAAUAAAACCAAGCAGUAAUAUUUUAAGUGACAGCAGGGUUUGAGCCCAAGUAACCUGGGAGAAUGGUAGCAUAAUUAACAGACAUGGGUACUUAGAAGGAGAAAGGAUUUUUAAAAGGAAAUGUAUUUGGUUUCAUGUGAGUUGUAUUGAGGUGAAGUUGAAUACUCCAGUAAGAACGUAUGAUGUUAGAGUUGUCAGAGAGAUACUGGCUAAUAUUUGCCAGAGUACCAGAAUAAAUCUUAAACUCUUUGAAAACUUUCUUUUUUGCCGCCACCCCCCCCCCCACACUAAUUUCUUUGUUACAAUUGCUUUUCCAAGCUCAGGUCAGCUGCCAUCUGUGAUUUUCUUUGUUGAUUGCUUCAAAGGGGAUGCUGGUCCCUCUCAACUUGUGAACAUAGCAUUUUAUUUCUUUUAUGUGGCAGUUAAUAAGCUCUAAACCUGUUUUUUUAAACAUUUGUAUGUAGGUCUAUAAUUUGAUUUUGAGACAUUUGUGAGGGGGUGGGGAGGACUACAGAAAAAAGUGUAAGGGGAGCUGUGAGUGGAGGCAGUAUGGGGGGCUGUGAGUGACAGGUACUACCAGAAGAGGGAAAGGGAGAGUGGGGGACUCCCAGUACUAUGAACAUUGUGGAAGCCUGUUACUUUGUAAGCUAAUUUUAAAAAUAAAAAUGUCUUUACGAGUUGUAAAAUUAAAGUCAGCACAACUAUUUUAGAAAGCAAAACUUGCGGAAGUGUCAUUUAUGCUUCUUUUUUCCUUUUUCAAACAGUUCAGUUUGGUGUUGCAUUUAGUGACUGGUACUUCAGUUUUUUGGAAGGUUAUUGUUUUGUGGUUCUUUAUAUAUUCUAGAUAUUAAAUACUGAUGGAAAGUAUAGCCGAUAAAGGCCUUCUCCCAUUCUUUAGGCUGUCUUGUCUGUUCAUUCCAUUGAUAGUUUCUUUUGUCUGUUGAAGCUUUUAAUUUAGGGUAAUCCUAUUCAUCAAUUUGGAGGACCGUUUUCUGUGCUAUUCAUGUGCCAUUCACACAUUUCUAGCCUAUACCUCUCUCCGCAAAUGUUUUUCCUUAGCAGGUUUGCAUUUCUUGUUUCUGUGUGGUCCUUUAGUUCAGUGGUUAAGAACAUUGGGUGCUCUUCCAGAGGACCUGGGUUUGAUUUCUGGCACCUACAUGGUGGCUCAAAACUAUCUGUAACUCCAGGCUUUUGGGAUCCAAUGUCCUCUUCUGGUCUCUGAGGGCACUGUGUGAAUAUGGUGCACAGAUAUACAUGCAAACAAACACUCAUACAAGUACAGAUAAAGAAAUUCUUAAAAAUUAAAGAAUCCAAAAUGGACUGAUGGAUCCAGUUUGAUUCUAUUUUAGUUUUAGUAUUAUGCCUCUGCUAGUUUGUAUUCUUGUGGUAUGGAAAAUGUUCCUUCUGCCUACUUUUUCCUUGUCCUGUUCUGUACUUGAAGACUGCUAUUUGUGUGUGUGUGUGUGUGUGUGUGUGUGUGUGUGUGUGUGUGUGUGUGUGUGUGUGCGCGCGCGCGCUCACGUUAUGUGUCAAGGUCUUUUGUAGCCCAGGAUGUCCUUGAACUCACUAUGUAGCUGUCUGAGAAUGGUGCUCAGCUCCUGAUCCUCCUGCUUUCCCUGUUAGACUAUAGGUCAUUGUCAUUGAAGCCACGCCAUUAAUCUAUGUGCGUUUGUAUUGUUUCAUUUGCUUCUUUCUGACAUUGACUCUUAGAACAGAUAGGCACCUCUAAAAGUCAAACCCAGCCUCCUUCAUUUUAUUAUAGUGAACUCACCUCAGUCCUUCACACAGUGUUGACUUUCUCUUUGUGAAGGUUCUUUGCUUGGGACUUGCCUUUUCCCUCCCUUCUUUGUUUCUAUUUCAGCAGUAUUCUGUGGAGCCCAGGUUGCUCUUCAGCUCAUGCUCCUCCAGCCUCUGCCUUCAGGGUACCUAGAUUACAAGAGUGCUCCGCUGUGCCUACUGACUGCCUGUCACUGUUGACCACAUCAUUACCCGCUUUGGUGGUUAGGAGUCAGGUUCUCUCCCUGAACCUGGAAAUGUCACUGAUUGGCUAGACUGCCUGACCAGCAAGCCACAGAUACACAGACACACACAGACACACACACACAGAGAUACAUACAGACACACACACACUCACACACAGCCCCUUUGAUCUUUUGCUUGGGGCUUUUGGUAAUUUUAGUAGAGGCACAUGAUAGAGAAGAUCUUCUAUCUUCUAGUUAGACCUAAUGUUCUUCAUAGAAGCUUCUAGAAGGAUUAUGUACUAUACUUUGUCCUUCUCUGGAAGAAGCGUCCUCUUAUUUAUGGACAGGUCUGAGUUGCUGCUUCUUUUUUUUAAACUCCGAAGCCAAAAUACUGUGCUUGGGUCAGGUAUAGUGGCACAUGCAUGUAAUCCCAGCAUGUAAGAAGCAGAUGCAGAAGGAUUGCUGCAUGUCUGAGGCCAGCCUGGUCUACAUAGUCAUUUCAGAGUUACCUAGGGCUAAGGAAUAAGACCUUGUCCCAAAAGGCUUUAAAAAAAAAAUCUCAAAACAAAACAAAGAAACAAGAAAAAAACAAAAAACUACAAUAACAAAAAACAGGCUGAAAAGGUAGUUCAGUCAUUAAGAGCACUGGCUGCUUAUGCAGGAGACUUGGGUCUGGUUCCAGCACCCUCGUGGUAGUAGUAUAUAACCGUUAGUAAUUCUAGCUCCAGGUAUCUGACGUCCUCUUCUGGCCUCUGAAGGUGCAAGGCGUUUACAUAGUGCACAUUCAUAUAUACAGACAAAACACUCUUUUUUUUUUUUUUUUGUAAUAGAAUAGAGUUUAUUCAGGGCAUGGGGAGGGGAGUUGAGGGAGUAGAGACAGAGAAAGGCAGAGAGAGAGAGAGAGAGGUGUGUGUGUGUGUGUGUGUGUGUAGGAGUAGAGGCUGGCUGUGAGCAUGUGGAGAGAGUGGGGAGGGGAAUGGUCAAAGAGAGGUUAAGGAGCAAGAGGACAGAGCGAGAGUAAGAGAGCAAAAUAGAUCUUUUUUUUUUUUUUAAAGCCAGAAAACCAAGGAAAUUAUUCAAAGCAUUUAGAUUGACUCACUUAUUUAUUGGUAUAUGUACACGUGUGGGGGCGCACAGGUGCACACAUGCUGUGGUGCACAUGAAGGUCAGAGGACAGUUUUUGAUAGUUGGUUCAAACUCAUCUGCAAUCAUGUAGGUCCCCAGGAUCAAACUUAGGUCCUCACAUUUGGCUAAAGGUGGCUUUGUCACUGACACAUACUUCCCCCUACUCCCACAAAUCAUAGUCUUUGUCUUCAUUCUUGUUUUUUAAGAAGUUGCCACGUCAGGUACUUUUGUGCCACCGUGGGCAGUUUCACUCUAGAAACCAUUUAAAGUAGGAAAGACUGAUUUUGAAGGGUUCAGUCCAUGGUUAUUUGGCUGCAGGUCCUUAGUAAAACAUGGAGGCAAUGGGAGCAUAUGGUGGAACUUCUUCAUGGUGGGCAGGAAGCAAAUGGGGUGUGGGGGGUGGCGAGCAAUUGGACGUUCCUUAAGCAAACAUGGCUGCACUAACAGCAGGCUGCGCUCAGGAGAGCACUAAGCCAUUCCUAUUAUAGUCUGCCUCUAAUCUGGUUAUUGCCCUGCCCGGCCCACCUCCUGCUCUCUGAACCACACUCUCAGGAUUUCCUGGCAUUCAGUGUUUGUUAGUAAUCAGGUGUGCUGUUGCCGCAGUGUAGUGGCUCAAGCCUCUUGACCUCUUCGCCUUUAGAUACUCAUCUUUAUCCGAGACCAACAACAAUGUGACAGGAAACUCUGCCACAGGUGAAUGGCUUUGACUGGAAGUGGGAGAGUCUGUUUUUCCAGCUUCCGGGAUAAGUGGCUUAAUCCUGGCAGGGGUGGGAGUGUGGUGGGGAGUAGAGGGGAAGGUGUUCAAGAAGAAGGGUGCCUUACCUUGGGGGUAGGGGACCUGGUAGAGGACCAGUGUGAUAAGAGUUUGUUGCAGACCUGCUAUGAUUGAUUGGUCUGAAGCCGUUAAAGGCACAUCAGAAGAAUGAAAGCAUCUUCAUUCGUCUAAUGCUGAAGAAUCAAUUUUCUAGGUACAGUAGUUUGAUGGCUAAUCUUGGUUUGUGAGCUUGACAAACCUGGGAAGAGGGAGCCUCAAUCAACAAACUGCCUCCAUCAGACUGGCCUGUAGGCAUGUCUUUGGGGCAUUGUCUUGGUUGCUAAUUGAUGCAGGUGGGCCCACAGACCACUGUGGGUGGUGCCAUUCCUAGGCACAUGGAUCUGUGCCAGCUUAGACUGUAAAAAAAGGUAGCAGAACAAGCCAUGGAGAGCAAACCAGUAUGGAGCAGUCCUCCCUUGGUCUCUGCUUCGGUUUCUUCCUGAGCAUCUCUUUAUGAUGUAAGAUGUAAGCCAAAUAACCCUUCCUUACACCAAGUUGUUUUUGUUCAAUGUUUUAUCACAACAGCUGUGAAAAGUAGAAGUGACUAGGGAUCAACUGGACUUGACAGUCAAGCUCCCCUACCCUCCACCCUCCACCUGUAACACCACACUCUGAAAGGAGCAGUGUGCGUGUGUGCGUGCGUGCGUGCGUGUGUGUGUGUGUGUGUGUGUGUGUGUGUGUGUGUGCGUGCGCGCGCUCUUUCUUCCUGAGGAGCGUUUCCUCAUUUAUUAGGAUAAUGGCUUUUGUGGUACUCAAACUAUCACUACCUCUUAAUUUAUGCUUCUGAUGUGUGUUUUGAGCUAGAAGGCUAAGCGUAAGAAUGAACUUGCCCAACCCCUGUGUGGGGAAAACAAACUUAUUUUCAAACUCACUUUCUCCUACUCUCUUUUCCCAACAGAUGCUUUUGACCUAUGUGAGGUUCUUUAUCACUUUCCAAGCAGGUAACCAGUCAGUUCUGGAUGCCUCUGAGGUGUUGAGAUCCAGGUCACUUUUGACACCAUUUCCCUGAAUACUUAUGGGAAGUUAGCAUCAUGUCCCACAGGCUGAGGAAUUACUCACAAGACUCCUCCCUGCAGAUGCCAGUGCCAGGUGGUUUCUUAUGGUCUGGCCCACCAGUUGUAAAUCAGGGUUCCCAAAGUCCUCUCUGCAGAUUUGAUUAAUGGACUUGAGUCAUUCACAAAACUCAAGGAGAGAGGUGGAAGCUAUGGCAUCCUUUUGGAACAUGUUAUCCUCCAAGAAACUCCACGUGUUCAUCUUUCUGGAAGCUCUCCGAGACUCAUGUCAGCUCCUGGUGGAAAUUGCAUGGACUUGGUGGAAGCGUGGGCACAGUGUUUAAAUGUGGUUGAAAAGUCUGAUCUAAGACUAAGAGACUGGGUGGGACCCAGCGAGGCAUCUGUCCAGGUUCUACAGCCCUCUUUCUCCUGAGUAUGGGGCAAGAAUAAAGUGAGAGCUUUACCUUCUAGCAGAGUUGGUAGGUCAGAAGAGGGUAGAGAACAUGGCUGAGGAAAAGAGGUAUUGUGGUGCCUACAGCCUGUUGCUCUAGUGUCUCCAGUCAUUCUUCAUUCAAGAGCACGGCCUGACAAGUCCCGUUCCAGGGCUGGAAGCUGGAAUGCGCUGCCCUGUGGGAGUUCAGUUUGAGAAGGUUUAUUCCCCAUUAUUCUGUCAAGGGGUGUGAUGGGAGCUGACUGCACACACAGGAGGCCUCGCAGAAGCACUCGGCAAGGGGUUGCUAAGUGUCUUUGUUCAGUGGAGACUUCAUUUUACCUUUUCCUUCUCUUUCUCUUGGUUUUUGGGAGAGUUCUAGUCCAGGCUGUCCUUGACCUUCCUCAUCCUCCCACCUCUAGGAAUGCUGAGAUGGUCGCAUCUGCCACCAGGCUUUGCUCCGUGAUUUCCCAUAACUAAACCAUAGUUAGGAUUUGCUGCCAGUUUUCUGAAAGAAGAGGGGGGGGUGGGGAGCGGGGAGUGACAAAGGAAGGCGGAGAAGCCAAUGAGGUGAGGUGUGGUUGUGUGUGUGUGUGUGUGUGUGUGUGUGUGUGUGUGUGUGUGUGUGUGUGUGUGUAUGUGUGUAUCCUGUCCCCCCCUCCCUCCCCAGCUGGGGACUGAACCCAGGGCCUUGUGCUUGCUAGUCAAGUGCUCUACCACUGAGCUAAAUCCCCAACCCUGGGUGGUUGUUCUAAGUAGGAAUCCCUGCUUUCUCCUAAGCACCCACAGCAUUGCUUUGGGUUCCCUCUGAAAGGUUAUUUUUAUUUUAGUGUCCACAAACACUCCAGACUCAGAAUAUUUUUCAUUUUUGUUAUUGUUUCUUAAAUUUUAUUUUGUGUGGUGGUGCGUGUAAGUCAAAGGAUAGCUUGUGGAAAUUGGGUCUCUAUUUCUGCCACGUGGGUCUGGGGAUGGAACUCAGAGUGCCAGAUUUCUUUUCUCUCUCUCUCUCUCUCUCUCUCUCUCUCUCUCACUCUCUCUCACUCUCUCACUCUCUCACUCUCUCACUCUCUCUCUCAUUUGUGUGUUGCAUCCUGGGAAUGCAGAGAUUACUUGCUUGCAGUCAGCUGCUGUUGAGAAUGCUGGAAGUGUUCGGUUGCCCCCGUAAGCCUAGGAUUGCCCUGCCUCCUUGCUCAGCAGCUUCUCCCCCACGUUCUCCCCAGCUCACCCCAUACACAGACAGCACGCAGUGGCGUUGGGGACACUGAGAGCAUUGCCCUUUUGGAGAGGAGAGACAGAGACCCAGCGAGAAGGAUUUCCACAUUCUUCUUCAUCUAGGAACUUUCCUUCCUGAGAGGAGCCAGAGUUAAACCUGGGUAUAGUUCUCGCUAAGAAAUAUUCACAGAUGCCUUCUAUAUUUCAGGAGCUGUGCUAGAGUCUAACAAGAGGCUCUGAAGUGAGACAUGAUGGUGUGCUUUCAGGGCUAGUGCUAACAAGUGAACGGAAAACCCAUACUCUAUUGCAUACUGACAGUGUAAUCCAUGUUGGUUCACCUGUUCUCUACAGUGUCCCACAGUGUGACUGUGGGGAGAGACCCCAUCCCUGGACACGCUGGUUUUGAUGUUCACUUUAUAGGUUUGUCUUCUCAUGGCUCAGUUUUUCAGUUCCUUGUCAUAUGAUUUUCGUUAUUAUGGCAUUUAAGUCUGGUGAAUGUGAAGAUCCAGCAAAUAGGGGUAACGAUUCUUCUCAGUUCUGUUUGCGUAGGGGUUGGGGAGACAGUCAGCUUCCGCCCAACAGUCACCGGUAACUUUGGACCCUGCAUUUCAGCCAUCAAAAUCUGCUACUCACCAGGGAUUGGACCUCCUUUUUGUUUCGCGCUGGUUUCAGUGACAGAAGCUGCAAGUGGAACAGAGGCAAAUCACUUGCCAUCUUUGUGGUUCUGAAUCUCUGCUGCCCAGCUCAGUACGAUGGCAACACGCAGCUGGUGCUACUCCAAAUGUGUGUAAUCUGAAUGGAGAUGGCCUCUAAACCACUGAGGUAUGGUGACAUGCUGUGAUCCCUGGACACCAGAGGCUGAAGUGGGAGGAUUGUUGAGGCCAGUCUGGUUGAAAGGCUAAUCAGGCAGUUUCAGAUACAGUUUCCUUUCUUGAGAAGUUCCUUACCUAGCCCUGGAAUUCAGAAAAGACAUCCCAACACUGCUGUGGGGUGAGAUGUGGAAAGAGAGUGAUACUUUACAAUGGCAACUAGAAUACUAAUGUUUGUGGAGAUGGUGCAAUCCAAGAUUUAAGAUUUGCUUUCAGUGGAUAACACCCUCACACCUGCCUUUAUGGCAGUCUUCACAGUCCAGAUGUCCUUGCAAAGUUAUGAUCCUGGACAGGAGAAGGCUGAAACUGUCUUCUAAGGUACACACACUGUGGGGGAAGAGCUGAGGCCUGGUUAUGGCUAGGCUGUUCUGUGCUCUAAGAAGCAAAUCCUUCCAAGUGCAUUCUGUCUUCCUGUGGAGGAUGUUGGGAAAUUCUUACCGAGUGAAUGACCUUGGUUUCUUCCUAGUGAGCUUACACGGUUCAGCUCUGAAAGUCACUUGGAAGGUGUUUCAGACAGAGGAAUUGGUGUAGUUACAGGUGUUGUGAUUGUGGUAUAAGGGGCCUUUGUCAGUGGAAGAGACAAUUUGGAAGCUAAUUAUUUCGUAGAUAUAAUUAUCUGACUUGUAUUGACUUGUUGUGCAGUUUACCCUUCUCUGUGGGCUUUGCAGAAUCUAUUUUAGAUUGUGUAAUUUUUUGGCGAUUCCAGAGAGCCGGCUGCAUUUUGAGGGUUGGAAUUGAAGUUAGGAGGUGACUGAUUUUUAGUAAAAUCAUUUGCCAGAUGUUGUGGCCACUUGUUUCUCUUGACUUUGUGUGGUGUGAAUCUCAUGCUGUCCUCUCUGAGCUGUCAGCACACAGUGAGUACUGUGGACCUUGUGUACACACACAGACAGACAGACAGACAGACAGACAGACAGUCCAUCGCCUUUGUCUGGAGCCCAAUAGGUUUUCAGGGGGUUUCUCAGCUGCUCACAUGUAUUUCAAAGCCCUUGGAGAUGGUAGAGUCAUAGCUGAGGAGACUUACGGAUGUUUGAGGAGUUUUCCUGAGUCACACGGACAGUGAGUAACUGGGCCAGAACUAGGUGUGCUUGUCUUCUAUCCCAGCCUUCUGUGACCAAGCAGCUGACUUGGCCCCUUCCCCCUGCAUGCUCUGAUGCCUCCUGAGUUCCUGGUACUCAGGCUUACCAUGAGGCGCUUACUCAGAGAGAUGUAUCUGCUGAUUCACAGUUCAACAUCCUUUUCCUUGCCUUCCCUUCUCAUAAAUUGAUUUCUACAUAUUCUUUUUUUUUGGUUCUUUUUUUCGGAGCUGGGGACCGAACCCAGGGCCUUGCGCUUCCUAGGUAAGCGCUCUACCACUGAGCUAAAUCCCCAGCCCCUGAUUUCUACAUAUUCUUAAGCAGCAGAUGCAGCUUUUUUUUUUUUUUUUUGGGCUAUUAGAACCUAAAGAUUGCUGGAUCUUUCUUAAUUAGUGAUGCAUUUGUUACACAAGAAGCUUUUAAUUUUAAUUUUGUUCUGAUAUAAACAUGUUUGUUGCCCAUUAAUCUAAAGAAGACAGGAGAGAGUCAUCUUUUAACAAAUACUUUUAUUUAUUUGUGUUUUUUAAAGUUUAUUUAUUUAUUUAGUUGGUUUAGAGAUAGGGUCUUAUGUAACCUACCUGGUCUACAUAGUGAGUCCCUAGAUCAAAGCUUAGUGUAUAUUAUUAAUUAGGUAUUAUGGCAUAUAGCUGCUUGGCUCCUGGGAGGUGGGUGGCUGGGGGAUCCUGAAUUCAGGUUGUCCUUGACUGUACAGUAAGCUCAAGACUAGUCUGGGACACAUGAGACCUUGUCUCCAAAAGCGAAAACAAGCACUAAACAGCACUAGCAAGGCCCUGCCUGAGUGCUAUCCCCUGCCCCAGAGUUAAAAAUGUAAGAGAGGACUUUUCACAAAAAGUCUCUUUUUCAGGGAGACUCAUGAAUCAGUCUAAUGUGGGACAGGUGUGUGUAGGACAAGGCAUAUGAGGAAGUACAGAGGGUUGUGAAAAAAUGAGGCUUACCACAGAGGGCCUCCCUGCUGAUCCAACAUAGUUACAACUUAGCUGUGGUUAGAGCAUGUGAAAUGGUGCUUCUCAGUCCUGCGUGUCUUAUGACCCUGCCAUAUAUAGCACUCUGCAGUGCAUGCUCAGUAAUGGGUACUUGGUGCAAAUUAUUUGUGGAGAAGUUAAUUGCGCUACAGCGUUAUGUCCAAAUAAAAGAGAAGGGAGGAUUCUGAGGCAUUCUUGUGUAGGUGCAUUUCCAAACCUAUUUCCCCCAAAUGAUAAGAUUCUGCUAAGAAUAAUUUAGUGUUGACCAUGGCAGCACAUACCUGUGCUCUCAGCACUUAGGAGUGGGAGGCAUAAGGAUCAGAAAUUCAGAGUCUUCCUUGGCUACAUGGAACGUUUGAGGACAGCCUGGGGUAUAUAAGAUGCUGCUCCCCCACCCUUUCAAAAAGAAAAGAAUUUCUGCAAAUGCCCUUCAGAAUUCCAGAACACCUCUACUUCUGUGUACCCUGCUCACAUGAUUUUCAGGAAAUGAGAGACCUGUGAAUGAUUCCAGACAUGAUGGCCUUAAUCCAACAAUAGUUCAGCUUCCAACAUUCUAAACAGGACUGGACUAUUGAUGACAACCUGCAGACAUCAGAGUUAAAUUUUAAAAAAUUAUGUAAUGCGUGUUGCUAAUGUUUUCCAGUGGUUGAUAAUCUUUUUUUUUAAUGUGUCUGAGUGUUUUGCCCAAAUGUAUGUCUGUGCACCAUGUGUAUGCCUGGUGCCUUCGGAGGGCAGAGGAGGGCAUUGAAUGCCCUGAAACUGGAAUUAUGGAUGGUUGUGAGCCACUGUGAGGGUCCUCUGCAAGAACAAGUGCUCAUAACCACUGAGUUGUCUCUUUAGUCACAUAACUAUUGAUAAUCUUAAAAUGAGUGUGGCUAUCAUUAAUUUUACCCAAACAGAGGAAUGGGCUGCAAAAUUAUACAUAAAAAAUACGUGUUUGAGGUCUCUGAUACUGGACCUCAUAGGAAAAAAGCAAACACUAAAACAAAAAAUUGAAAGUCUAUCUUCAUGCUUAUUUUUCUCAGACAGGGACACUUCAUGCAUGGUCAAUCUCUUAUUAGUUCUCCCUUCGUGCCUUUUUAAUGACAAGGUAUGAGAACAGAGUAGCUGCAGCCACAUUUUAUCACAGCUCUUUUUUUUUUUUCUUUUUUCUUUUUUCUUUUUUUCAGAGCUGGGGACCGAACCCAGGGCCUUGGCAUUUGCUAGGCAAGCGCUCUACCACUGAGCUAAAUUCCCAACCCCUUAUCACAACUCUUAUCAGAGCUACUGUUUCACAGGAUAGGCAGGGGAACCCCUGCAACCUUCUCACCUCCCCUCAUUCUGUGCUGUCAGCAGGCAGCCACUUCCUUAGAGAACCUUUGAAUAGCUUUUUUUUUUUUUUUAAAGUAAUGUGAAUAGUUUAGAAUUUUCCCAAGAUAGUGAGAUGGUUCAGAGGGUCAAGGUACUUGCCACUAAGCCUGAGGAUCCAAGUUUGAUCCCUGGAUCCGGUUGUGGAAUUAGAGACCCAGCUCUCAAGUCGUCCUCUGAUCUCCGUGCAUACUCUGCCACACCCACAGGCAGCCACACAAUACAUAAGUACAAUUCCACAGUGUUUGCCUGAGUGGGCUGUACCUCUCCUUAGCAUUAAAGUCCCCCAGUGAAAGAAUUCCACAGUCUUGUUUGUAGUUAUGUCUCUACAUUGUUGCUGACUUAAAGAAAUACUAACAGUUAUGGUAAAGAAGUGUGAGUGGAUUGUACCCUUUGACAGGGCAGGCGCUUUUGAAAUGGUUACUUACUGGGUUUUUUUGGGUUUUUGUUUUUUUUUUUUUUCAAAUUUCUGUGAGGUUGUAUUGGCUCUGGUUGAUUCCUGUACUGUAAAACCUACAGAAUCAAGAAGUGAAGGGAUCAUUUCUGGGAAAAUAUUUAUCUGAAAUAAUAAAUUUAUAAUAAAACAAUUAAAUUGUAAUUCAUAAUAAAAUAUAAUUAAUUUUAAUAAUAGAAUAAUUAUAAUGAGUAAAAUACAAAUCUAUUUGUAGGUAAUAAAUGCAUAUUAUUGGAGAAAUAGAGACUAAAUAAGGGAGAAAAAGAAAAGUAGGCUCAGUCUGGCUCCCUUAAGACAUUCUGAUAUUUACUUCUAGUUUAGUUUUUCUAUACUUCAGAAUACACAUAAUAUCAAACUGUGUAUUAACUUUGAGUCUUGCUAUUUUUUUAAUUUAGUGUGUUAGUAGAUGAGGGUUUUUUUUUUUUUGUGUCCAUGAACACACAAAAGAAAGUCUUUAGUGCCCUUAGUGACUCUUCAGAGUAUGGAGAUGGCGGGGAGAAGAUCACCUAGAUUCUAAAAGAGGAACAAUAGAGCUUUUUUGUUUGUUUGUUUGCUGUAGCCCAGGCUGUCCUUGAAUUCCUAUAUAGCCCAAACUGGCUUUGAGCUCAUUAGAGAGCCCAGGCUGUCUUUGAAUUCACUGUAUAGCUCAAAGUAGGUUUGAGUUCAUUAUGUACCCAGGCUAGACUUGAACUUUCAGUCUUCCUUCCUUAGCUCUCAGAAUGGUAAAAUCCUAGGCAUAACUUCCAAGCACGGCUUUAGGAACCAUAGAUCCUCAUGAAUUUUCACGUAACUUUAAAAAAGAUUAUGCUGGGAAUAGCCCCAGAGAUGGUCGUGCUAAGCAUGAAGUAUGCUUAAAACUAGAAAAAAAUCGUAAGCAUGCUUAUUUGAAGUCAAAGCAGUAACCCUUGGUGAUUUUAGUGUGCUUUGGUGUGGGGUGAAGAGAGAAAUGGGUUGGAAGGGAAGAGAGGAGGAGUAUGAGCAGGAAUAUCCUUGUUGAAGAGCAGUGAGAGCCCGCACCCUGCCCACCUAACUGAAUGCCAGGCUGGGUAGUCAAAUGGCAGCAGAAUGCAAACCCCGUGGUGUGCUUGGCUGCUGCACAGGGGAUGUUUACAGGUGAGCAGGGCAGGGUUCAUGGCAAGGUGUCUGAUAAGAGACUUAGUCACCCACAGAGCCUGUGACUGGGGCCUUGUCCUCAGUGCUAACUUAGAAUCCAAACAUUCGAAGUGGCAAAGGAUUCAAAGUAGUAGAGACAAAAUUGACUUGAGACAGUGAUAUCCGGUGGUUUGUACAGGGGGUCACACCCAGGUGGGUUCCUCUGGCAGAACAGUGUGAGGGUGCUCGUGAUUGAGCCUCACGCUCACUCAGGAUAAAUCAUGGCCUGGCCACUGACAAUCACAAACUUCAGCUUCCUUCCGUCCUUCUCUCACUCGUCCACUUUUCUUCCCUCCCUCCCUCCCUUUCCUACCACACCUUUCUCUGCUCCUUUGUACGCUCCCAGUUUCUGACUCCCUCAUGCCCUCCAUUAUCUCUCUUCCCCUCUCUUCUCUUCAUGGUGCUGGAAACUGCACACACCAGGCAAUGGGCUAGCCCUAGCUCUAAGCUACAUACUCUAUACUCAGUGCAUUUUUAAUUUUUGAAGCAAGAUCUCAGUAAGUUGUCUAGGUUCUCCUUGAACUCACUAUAUAGAGCAGCCAGACCUUACACUCAUCAUCCCCCUGCCUCAGUCUCUUAGGUAGCUGUGAUUACAGGUGCACAGCCAUGCACAGCUAUUGUUUCCCUUUCAUGUGUUUGGUUCUGUCUGUUAAAAGGCCACAUUACCACUGCCCACUUCCUGUGAUUGAGAGAAACCCAGGGAACAAUUCCUGGCAUGCAAAAUAAGCACUCCAUGCAUCUAGCUAACUAUUAUCUGUUUUGUACAACUGAGUUUGUAUAGAUUGCCAAAUUUCCUGACUGUCAUGCUUGUCUGGUGAGUGGAGAUAAUACAGAUGUGUUCUGGCACAGAUAGGCAUGGGUAUUGUUUGAUUACAUACUGAAUUGGCCUUGUGAGGACAGGGUGCUGUUGAGUCACUACCUACUACCUCGGAUCCCAUCUCUGACCAACUUGGUUCCAGUCUUGAAUCUGACUCUGAAGCCCCUUUCUUAAAGCACGCUGUAGCAAAAAGUUCUUCCACUCCCUAACCUCAGUCCGCUUGCAGUAGGCUAGCAUGAGAUCUUCCUUUCUUCCUCCCUCCCUAUCUCUUUUCUUUCUUGGGUCUCUUGUAGCCCAGGCUGGCCUCAAACUUGCUAUGUACCUGAGGAUGACCUUGAAUUCUUGAUCUUCUUGCUUCUACUACCUCUGGAGUGCUGGGGUUACAUGUCUGAACCAUGAGUGUUGGGUUUUGUUUUUUCUUGAGACACAGAGUCUUAUGUAACUCAAGAUACUUGCUGACAUCAUACAGACUUGCUUUGUAGCCAAGGAUGAUCUUCUCAGUCACUUUCUACCUUAUUUUAGGGUAAGUUUCUGCCACUAAACACAGAGUUCAUUUAUUCAGCUAGACUGACUGGCCAGCAAGGCCAGGCAUCUUCCUGUGUAUGCUUCCUCAGUGCUGAGAUUACAGGCAUGCAUUGCAGUGCCUGGCUUUUGUGAGGGUGCAAAAGAUGGAGCUCAGGUACUCAGACUUGCUCAGCACGCACUUUACUGACUGAGCCAUCUCUACAGCCGUAGCCUUGACUCUGUCCCUCCUGCCACUCUUUGAGUUACAAUACGCAGAAAACUACAUAUUUUACUUGGGCCAGUGUUUCCAUCUCCAAUAUUGAAAUCAAGGAGAGCACCUCUUAAUACUCUCAAGUCUGUUCUUAGACACAUUUUGAAAAAUCACAGCUGUGCUGUCAGUUGUCUGGAAGUGGAAGAGAGAAAGACACAGUAAAGGGUCAGAUGUGAUGCUGUGGCCUGCGGUUUUGUUUCUCCUGAAGAUAAUAGGAAUUGGUAGAGAAGGAUUGCUUAAGUGGGUUUAUUAGAUGUGGGUACAUUGCAGGAGCUUGGCCAGGUUUUACGUUUUUCUUCUCUAACCCAUUCCUCAAUUGUGGCUGUUGAGUUGGGUUUUCAUUAUGUAUUAUGUAUUGUGAACACUGCUUCCCCUUUCACAGUAUGAGGUUAGAGAGAUACGCAAAUGCACCAGUAUUUAACCUGAAACUUUCCUGCCUUUAGUUCUCCUAACUCUGCAUCAGGUGUGGAAGCUCACAUUCCCCUGGUGUCCAGUCUUGGAGUGGAGGUGGUCCUGCAGCAGUGUACUGAAUGGUUUUGGAGAAGACUGCAUGACAGGAAACAGUGCUGUGGGUGAUCAGAGGUUCUCAUUACACGCAGUGGACAUUAAGUACAGUUGCUAUCUAAGUGAUUCGCUGUUCACUGGUCAAAACUUGCUGUUUUGUAGGACUGAUUCAGUCCUGGGAUUUGUGAAUGGAAACAGUGCAACAGCAGUUUAAACAACUGACAGGCUGGGACUGUGUCAGGAGUAGAGCACAUAUAUAGCAUUUGUGAGGCCCUGGUGUCAACUGUAGCCUGUAGUCCAUGCCUUUCAGAUACUGCAGGGCUCCCUUGCACCUCUGUUCUCUCUGGCCCUGCCUCCUAGCACCUGAGGCUUGCUGUGCUAUGACCCAGCCAGCUGAGGCAGCAGAGGUUGCAGGCAGUGUGGCAGCUGCAGCUGAGCUGUGGCGUCUAGUCAGUGACCACAGACAAUGAUUUUAGGUGCCCUCUGUUUUCUGUGAUGUGUGGCUGAGCUUUGUGAGGGAAAUAGGGAAGGCCACCAUGAGUAGGGCCACAAGUAAAACUGGUAAUCAUUGGGGGACGUGAGGUUUCACAAUGUGAGGACCCAUGUGAGUGGAUGGUUCCAUUUCAGGAGAAAGAUGAUUCAAAAUAAACAGCAGUGUUGAGCUCAGGAGAUACCAAUAUACCUUUUCUUACCUCUGUCAAUCCUGGGAGCGCUCUCAUGUCUCAGAAAGAUGGUUGUGGUGAGACAGUUGUUUUUCAUUUACUGCAGAAGUUUGAAGACUUAUUUAAAUGUGAGACGAUUUGGGUAGAAAAGAGGCUUCAGAAUUAAGUAUGAUGGUGUGGUUUUUGUAUUUUAUUUAUUUCUAUCAGAUUUUGAAUUACAGAGUUAAAGAUUAAGGAACAUAGAGAGGAAAUGUAGAGAGAAAAUGUUGCUUUCACAUUUUUUUGUAAGUUUCGAUGUCUUUUUUUCUCAUAAGAUAUGAUGUGAGUCAUAUUGAUUGGAAUGACCACAAGAUCUCCAAGCCUCUGUGGGAACUUAGUAGCAGGGGGAGGUUGUACAGUAUUACAGACAGUCUGUCACAGAGACAUGAUGCAAAUAUGGAAUGCAUUCUAAGCCCUCAGAAGUGUCUACACCAAAGGUAAAAUUCUCUCUGUGGCUCACAGAACAAUGCCAAGACCCACUUUUUAUAUGCUAAGAAUUUAUAAACUACUAAAUGUCCUACAGCAUACUUAUUAUAGAAAAAUAAACAUGCAGUAGGUAUUAAAAAAGGGGACAGGGACCUGGGUCAUAUGGAAGAUUCCCAUUGGGGGCAUAUAGUUACUGAUUAAGGAAGGGGUUAAGUAGUGAGGUUCUUUUAGUUUCUGUUAAGAGAAUCCCAUCCAGAUGCAGUCAGCUCCCUUAUCAUCCAAAUGUCAUGCUUUCUUUGGUCUGUUACUCUUGUUUUAAAUUAUUUUAUACAUACACACUUAUCUUGGGUAGGGGAUAAAAUAGUUGUAUUUAUGACAUUAUUUGGAAUUACUUUGGAAAUUCCAGUUUUGUGGCUAAACUGCUAAGUGUGUGUAUAAUGUUGAAAAAGAAUUUCAUGACAGCUGGUGGUAUAGCACAAUGACUAGAAUACUUGCCUAGCAUGUAUAAAGCCCCUGGGUUCUAUCUUAGUCUCCCUUCCCUUUAAAAAUGAGUGUUUUAUGAUCUUUCCUUAGAUACUAGUCAAUUACAGAUGGACGUUUUAAGGCAAAUAUCAUUUGUUUUAUUAUUAACUGUUUAAGACAGUCUCAUGUCCCUCAGGCUAGUCUCAGAUUGUCUCUGUCUCCCCAGUGCUAAGACUUGAUGUGGUUCACCACUCUGUGAGGUGCUGGGGACUGAAUGUCAGGCUUCAGGCAUGCUGGCCAAACAUUCUACCAAUCAGCCUCCAAAUUCAUAUUUUACACAAAAGUGAGGUGCAUUUCCCUAGUGCUUCUGCUGUAUAGAAUUUAGUAUUUGUGCCCUUUUUUGUUGCUUGUUUGUUUGAGGCAGGGUUUCUCUGUGUAACAAACCCUGGCUGUCCUGGACUCGGUUUGUAGACUAGGCUGGCCUUGAACUCACAGAGAUCCGCCUGCCUGUCUCCCAGUGCUAGGAUUAAAGGUGUGUGCCAUCCUCCUAUCCGCACUCCUCCCGCCCCCCACCACCCGCAGUUUAAGCCAUAUUUAAUCAGUCUUGAGCCUGUCCUUGUUUCUUUAGCAAGCUUAGUCUGAGCAUCAGAUGACUGGGAGAUACUGAAUUUGUUCUUUAGUAGGCCAUUUGUGUCCCCAAGCUGCUCCGUCCCUUAAUAUGGAACUAUUUUUUAUAAUAAUUUGAAUAUUCUUUCUUUUUUUUUUAAAGUUAUUUUAGACAGUUCAAAGGAAAAAAGAGAACCCAUGACCAGACUGUGGCCUGUAGUCCAAGCUUUAAGCCCCUUCCUGCCAAAAGGAAUUCAUUCUCUCCCUAUCUGUGUCUAUCCUGAUACCAUCAAUUUAGCGAUUGCCACAGAGAAAACAGUUUGUCCUCAUAGGUGUGUCGCAAUCUUGAUUACUUGGGACGGCUUCGUUUUUUAUUUCAUUUGGGGGCCUCGGGUGCGAGGGAGCCUCCGGUCUCAUGUAUGGCGUGUAAAGUGUCUUAAGGCAACUGCGGCCUGGCCCUGGCAUCGUUAGUUUUCCUUACCUUACAUUAGUGGAUAAUUUAUAAAGAUAACUUUUAGGACUAAGAGUGUAGGAAGAAUCCACCAGACCUUAGGGAUAGACCCAGUACUACUUUCUUCAACCCAAUUCCAGGCAAAAGGAAUUAGUACCGCCCUGUUUUUGUCUCUAGCCUUGACCUGUGUUUAAGGGACCCGUGGAUCUUAUUCUUUUAGGGAAAACACUUUCUCCACGAACCACCAGCUCAAAUUUAUCGCAUAACAUUCUCAUACCUAGGUGAGCUAUAUUGAUGUCAGAAGCCAGAAUUGUUCUGGUAUUCAGGUAGUUCAGGGCUUUCUCAGCUUGAAUAUGCCCAGGAGUUCAACGCAAGAGUUAGGAGGCUUUUUACUGUCAGUUGCUCUCAUUAUCCUUACUCCCCCGUCCCCACUCAUGACGGCCAGACGUGCCCCGACUCUGCUUCUCAUCCCACACAUCGUCUUCUACAUAUUAAGAUCUCCAUUUGACUGUUGUGGGUAACCAUCCUUCCCUCACUGUGGACAGAGUUUUGCAAGGUUGGAGUAGCAGCUGUCAGCUGAUACAUACUCACAUGAGAACCAUUAAGAGGGUGGUGUGGCCAAUGUCAGAGCAACCUUGCAGCUGAAGGUUUACCCAGAGCCACAUGAGCUGGGCUCGUGACUAGUGAAGGCAGGACUGCGUGUAAACUCAGCUCGGGAUGCAGAUGGUAUGAGUCAGUGCAAGCUGCUGGACCUGUUGCGUGCACUAGAGUACAGGCUUAGGAGAAGCAGGGAGAGAUUUGUACUUGUCUUUUAUUAUGGGUUUACUGAGAGCACAUCCGCUUCUAGAAGUCAUCCUGGGCUUCAUUUACAUGAUAAAUGAACGUUCCUUUUUUUAAAGCUCCUAAAAGAGGAAGUUAGUAGUAGCUUGGCUCUCGUGCUGGGCUUGGAGUGGAGUGAAGUGAUCUUUAGACUGAAGCUGCUGCUCGUCACUGUGGAAUAUCCUCAGAUAACGAAGGAACUUUCCAGAAUGCUCUAGUCCACACUGAUGGUCAGGAUCAACUGAAGAGCAUCUGUGCCCUCCGGAGAUGUGUGGUGGUACAGCAAACAGUACAAAUUGGCCAGUAGGCCAACAAGAGUCAGCCAGAUGUGUGACUGAUGCCACUUCUGGUGUUGGGAGGAUUUUCAAGACACUUGUAUGUGCAAAGAUCUCAAAAUGUGCCAGAGGAGGACGGGACACAAAUUCCAUGGUGCUCAAUCACAGUUGGUCGUGUUCGGAGUUUGAUUUGAGUGACAUUCGCCUGAUAGUGUACCAGGACUGCGAGAGGAGAGGCAGACAAGUCAUGUUUGACUCCAGAGCCGUGCAGAAGGUGGAAGAGACAGCAGCUCAGAAAGCAGAGGACGUCCCUAUUAAAAUGUCAGCGAGAUGCUGUCAGGAAAGCGGCAGUGUCAGCAGCAGCAGCAGCAGCAGCAGCAACAGCAGCUCUUCUCAGAGCUCUGGGGGAUCUUCACAGCACGCUAAGGAGCAGCUUCCAAAGUACCAAUACACGAGACCAGCAUCUGAUGUCAACAUGCUUGGGGAAAUGAUGUUCGGCUCUGUCGCAAUGAGUUACAAAGGCUCCACCCUGAAGAUACACUACAUACGAUCUCCUCCACAACUGAUGAUUAGUAAAGUCUUCUCUGCUAGAAUGGGCAGCUUCUGUGGAAGUACAAAUAAUCUGCAGGACAGCUUCGAAUACAUCAACCAAGAUCCUCAGGCUGGAAAACUGAACACAAAUCAGAACAGUUUGGGUCCUUGUCGUACUGGAAGUAACCUAGGUCUGCUGCAGGCUUGCAGUGGCAAACUGCUGCAGGGGGUGUCAGAAGGAGGACCUCUCCGGCUCACCCGGAGCGCUUCUUUCUUUGCAGCACACAGCACACCUGUUGAUAUGCCAAGCAGAGGGCAGAAUGAAGACAGGGACAGUGGCAUUGCUCGAUCAGCUUCACUGAGCAGCCUGCUGAUCACACCCUUCCCAUCUCCGAGCUCCUCUACAUCCUCCUCCAGCAGUUACCAGCGCCGCUGGCUUCGAAGUCAGACCACGAGUUUGGAAAAUGGCAUCUUUCCAAGGAGGUCAACAGAUGAAACAUUUAGCUUGGCUGAAGAAACCUGUAGCUCUAAUCCAUCCAUAGUUAGACGGAAGAAAAUUGCCAUCAGUAUCAUCUUUUCCUUGUGUGAGAGAGAGGCCGCACAGCGGGAUUUCCAGGACUUCUUUUUCUCCCACUUCCCCCUGUUUGAAUCUCACAUGAACAGGCUGAAGAGUGCAAUUGAAAAGGCCAUGAUCUCCUGUAGGAAGAUCUCUGAAUCAAGUCUCCGUGUCCAGUUUUAUGUGAGCCGUCUGAUGGAAGCCCUGGGAGAAUUCAGAGGGACUAUCUGGAACUUAUAUUCUGUUCCAAGGAUAGCUGAACCAGUGUGGCUUACCAUGAUGUCCAACACCUUGGAAAAAAACCAACUCUGCCAGCGCUUUCUCAAGGAAUUUAUACUUCUGAUUGAACAGGUCAACAAAAACCAGUUUUUCGCUGCCUUACUGACUGCGGUGUUAACCUACCACCUGGCCUGGGUACCAACUGUCAUGCCUGUUGACCAUCCUCCCAUUAAAACCUUCUCGGAGAAGCGCACCUCUCAGUCAGUGAACAUGCUGGCCAAAACACAUCCAUAUAAUCCUCUCUGGGCACAGCUGGGUGAUCUUUAUGGAGCUAUAGGCUCUCCAGUGAGACUGACUCGCACCGUGGUGAUUGGGAAGCAGAAGGAUUUGGUCCAGCGCAUUCUUUAUGUUCUAACCUACUUUCUCCGUUGCUCUGAACUGCAAGAGAAUCAACUGACCUGGAGUGGGAAUCACAGUGACGAUGACCAGGUUAUAAAUGGGAGCAAGAUUGUAACUGCCUUGGAAAAAGGAGAGGUAGAAGAGUCUGAGUAUGUGGUAGUUACAGUGAGCAAUGAGCCUGCUCUGGUACCACCAGUCCUACCACCAGGGACAUCUGAGAGGACGAGCCCUGAGCCUACAGUAGUAGCUGAGAUCCCAGAAGGCAUUAAUACCGAACUGGGCCACAAACCUGAAAGAAACAGAUGCAAGAGGCCAGAGCAAUAUUCUGAGGCCAGCAGCAUGGGGUUCCAAGAGGCCGAAACUGACAAUUCAUGGACACCUCGAGGCAUGUUCUGUGAGGACAAACAGAAUGACCAACAGGUAGCCCAGGAUUGUUCUUCAGGACCUCCCAGCUGUGAGGUGCCCAGGGUAAAAAGGAGGAUGGACCAACAAACUUUCCAUGAAGAGCUGCAUGGCGAGAUGCUAAAGAAACGAGCAGAGCGCUCAGCAGCCUGGCCCUGCCCUGACAGACAUUCCCAGGAGGGUCCUCCUGUUGAAAAGGUCACUUUCCACAUUGGAAGUUCCAUCUCUCCAGAGUCUGACUUUGAAAGCCGCACCAAAAGAAUGGAGGAGCGGUUAAAGGCCUGUGGACAUUUUCAUGGGGCAAGUGCCUCUGCCAGGUCUAGCAUGGACACUGGCCUGACUCAAGACCAGCAGGCCUCUGGGUGCUCCUUCAAAGCUGACUUUCAGAAGGACAUCACACCUCAGGACCACUGUUUAGGGGAAGAAGGUGUCUCUGAGAACAGAGGCCUCCGAGCCAACAUCCGAGCCAACAUGGCACAUGCCGUGGGACAGCUGAGCCAAGCUGAUGGCCCCCUUGCACCUUCCACUUGUACAGCAGAAAGUGGCUGGAGACAGCUGGAACAGACUAGAGAUGUGCAAUUAAAAGGCAACAAAGGACCUUCAUCAGAGCCUGUUCCAAACAGAUGUAGACAGCAGGGUGACCUGCUGAUUGCUGCAGAUGUCCCCUAUGGGGAUGCCAGUGGUAAGGCCAACUACAGGAGCGAAGGAGACAUUCCCAGGAAUGAAAGCUUGGAUAGUGCUCUUGGAGACAGUGACGAUGAAGCGUGUGUUUUAGCCCUGCUAGAACUUGGUCACAAUUGUGACAGGACUGAAGGGUCCUUUGAAGUGGAACUGCCUCUACCAAGGUCUCAGAGUACCAGCAAGCCAAAUGUUAGAAAUUUUGGCCGCUCACUUCUGGCAGGUUACUGCGCCACGUAUAUGCCUGACUUGGUGCUGCACGGAACCAGCAGCGAUGAGAAGCUGAAGCAGUGCCUGGCAGCCGAUCUGGUCCACACGGUGCAUCACCCAGUGCUCGAUGAGCCCAUAGCCGAAGCCGUCUGCAUCAUUGCAGACACUGACAAGUGGACUGUCCAGGUGGCCACAAGUCAGAGGAAAGUGACGGACGCCAUGAAGCUGGGCCAGGAUGUCCUGGUCUCUAAUCAGGUGUCCAGUUUACUCCAGUCCAUCUUACAGCUCCAUAAGCUUCACCUCCCCGCUGAUUUUUGCAUCAUGCAUCUGGAAGACAGACUACAGGAGAUGUACCUCAAAAGUAAAAUGCUUUCAGAGUAUCUCCGGGGACACACACGUGUGCACGUGAAAGAGCUGAGCGUGGUGCUGGGGAUUGAAUCCAGUGACCUGCCUCUGCUGACUGCCAUCGCCAGCACUCACUCUCCGUAUGUGGCUCAGAUCCUCUUAUAGCCGACUGCAGGACCAGAAGGAGGAAGCUCUCUCGAUGAUGGCAGAGGCCUGAGAACACGGACCAGUCGCCCGCUCGCCUGCCGGCCCGCCCGUCCGCCUGCCCCUCGUUAUUCAUUCGUGUGGCUGCUGCCUAGUGGCUGGUACAUUGGGAGGCUUGUGUUUACUCCAUGCAGUGGCACAUUGUGAUUGUUCUGGAACACUCUGAGCCAUUGUCUCCCAGGAACCAAAAGAAAGUAGCCUUUCUGUGGGAGGGAAGCACCACAGUCAAACUAGGCAGACACCCCCAUGCUGUUGAGUAGAAUACUGAGGGCUGACUCUGGAGUAGAGGGUAACCGAUAUCUAGAACAUUCCAGCAGGAAGUGUUUCCUGUUCAAGCAGCUACUGUUGGACACAGGAUGUGGAAGAGGAUCGCCUGUUGAGGAGAGAGUGCUCAGGAGACCCGUGCUCAUCCCUUCUCAGAGCUUCCUGUCAUUCCAGUACAGCCACAGGAGGUCUGAGGGGGAUUGCUGGUGCAGUAAGCCCAGCAGUCAGGCAGCAUGCUGUUCGGAGGGUGUUUUGGAGUACUGCGUAGUCCGACACUGGGCGCUCCUCUCUGGAUUCCGUGUCUUUAGGCUUCUCCAGAGAGACCAUUUACCAAAGCUGUUUCCAUGAGCUCAGGCUCAGGCUCUUCUGUGGCUGAGCUCGUCCAGCCCAAGCCUCUUUCCUGCUAACAGUCAGCGCUGAUGCCUGUUGAUUCUGUAAGGUGCAGCUGCCCGCUGGGGAGGGAACCCUGCAGCUCCGACAAGGACAGCAGGCAGCUCAAACAUUCAGAAGCAAUCCAUGUGCGAUCUCAGUUCUUACAUGAUCAGUUCUGCACUUUUUAAUCCCUUUCAUGUUCUUUAAAAAAAAAAAUCUUCCCAGAAAUUUACUUGAGCAUUUAUAAAACUUACCAAAGUGAAGAACUGUAAAAGUCCAAUUGGUCAUUAAGUCUAAAGAACCUUAGUUUACUGACCAUAAAACAGUCUAUGUUAAAUACUUUAAAAACAAAAAUUCUGGUGUUUAAAAGACAGGAGCCAGUCAAGUAAAGUCAAACACUGUCAGCUCCUCAGACCUUCCCACGAGUCUCUGAUGCCUGAGAAUGUGGGAUAGCUUCUAGGAGCUCUGUAGUUUAUAUCUGAUCAAAUCCAGAUCCAUGUGACGUGCUUGUCUCUCUUCAUUACAAAUACAAGUUGAGGCCAUGUGCUCCUCAUGCUACUGGGGACAAAUGCUAACAUUAUCUCUUAGAAGUGGGCCAGAGCAUGGACUCUCACGGCCCCCUCCUUUUCCUUUUUUUCCUUCUCUCCCUCCUCUCCCUCCCCCUCCUCUUCUUCCUUUCCCUUCCCCUCUCGCCCUAAGCAUCUCUCACAUUUUGUGAUAUGUGAAAAUAGAUGGUGCUUCAAGGCACUUAAGAUCUUUAAUCUGCAUUUUUCGUAUUUCACAAAGUUGAAGCGCCCCAUUCUUUUAAAUAUCUUUCCAUUUUCUAUGACCUGUUUGCUGUUUUCAGUUUCCUGGCUCUAUGAUGUCAUCACUUGCCAGGGAACCCCACAUGUGGCUCAGCUUUCCAGGCACUUGUUUUUCCUGGGUGUGGGUGAGCUAUCAUGGCAGAUUUCAUAGCCACCCUUACCAGCUUAGAACUUCCCCCUUUCUCCUGGCUUCCCAUUUUACAUGUGGACUCUGCCUCAUUCACCAGCUUCUGAGGUUUUGGAGAAAAUAACCCAAUACAGAAUCAGUUCGUUUCUUGUAUUGACAGCCAGAGCUGGGACUUGAGCUGUCAUCAGGUUAAUUCUCAGCUUCAUGAAGAAAAACUUAGCCCAGCACUUCAAAGCCCGAAAAAAAUUAAACCUGCCUCUUAAUCUAAUGUUCCAAAUUUCAGAAGUGGGAAACCCUGGGCUCACAUAGGUUAUCUCAGCACCCCAUCAUCACUUACUAGUACAGAGAAAGAUGUGCUGCUCUUCUCCUGGCUCCCAAGGUAUGAGGCGUUCACAUUUCCUUUGUCUUAAGUUCAGCCUCUUCUCAGAGGUGAGAAAACAAUAAACAAAUCAUCUCAUGGACUCCUGUUGAGACACACCACAUCCCGUACCAUGGAUGGCGUCGUUCUGUCAUAGCCGAAGAGUCCAAAAAGGUAUCUCACCUUCUAGGCAUAACUCAAGGGAAAAAAUUUUUUUUUAAAAAAAAUGUUUAAAUAAAGAAAUCUACCUCAGUUGACAGGAUUCCACCUAUCCUUGGGGUUUCUUCGGCUCUCAGUCUUACCUGUUAGGUGUCACGGGGCAGCACUGCUUGUGUGACUAAGCAGGCACAGCAGAGCAGAAGUGUGUCAGUGUCCCGUGACGACCUCUUUCUAGCAUGCUGCAGUUUUAUAUUAAGUUGAUAAGUGAUAUGAAUGUAUAGGCAAUUGUGUAUGUUCUCAAAAAGGACAAUGGGAAUUUAAAAUGUAGCGUCCACACUUGUGCAUAAUCCCAAAGUAUCUUAUUUUAUCAGUGUUAAAUAGCUUUUGUACAGCUUCAGCCCAUUUUCCAGACGUGUGCUGUUUUAUACAGAAAGUAACUCAUGUUCUCACACCUCAUGGAGCUGCGUUUACACAUCGCAACUUUUUAACUUAACCAUGAUUUUUCAGAAUUAACUUUUUUGGAGGGAGGAAAUUCCCCACUUGCUAAAUAAUACUAAACAGUGUCUGGGCUCUUAAAAAUCAGGUCUUUGGAUUUUAUAAACCAGGCUGUAGCUUUUCAGGUUCCUCAUUAGUAGGAUGUAAAUACAGAAUAUAAAACAGCUCUCGUUCUUUCAGUCCGGAGUUUCCCACUGAUGCACUCUUAGGUGUUAUGUUCACACAGACUUGCGUCAUUAAACUGAAAAGGUCCGUAGCUUCUUUUAGUUAAUGUGAACCCUUUGUUUUUAUUGUGCUUGGCGGAGAAGAAUACAAUUCUUGUCUAAAUCAAGCAGCCCCCUUUGAAUGUUAAUUUUUUAAAUGUUAAAAUUUGGUGGACAUCUGGAACUUCUAUUUCCAUUAUGUUUAAAUUUCAGUGUUUUAAAAAGGAGACAACUCUGAGCUGUGUUACUAUUGAUCUUUCAUUAAGAGAAAUUGAUAGGACUGGUUUCUAAGUCAGCAGAGUGGAUAUGACUGUCAGUGUGCAGAGACUUUUUCCUAAAACAACAUUCAUGUAUUGUUUUGAUCCAUCUUUCUGUGACAUUUGGUGCAAUAAACUUUUUGAAUUUA
This is a messenger RNA of Rattus norvegicus (Norway rat), 44466 nucleotides long. It is a transcript of the gene Fnip2, whose product is annotated as folliculin interacting protein 2. The record is from RefSeq and is a predicted model, not a curated record. Gene Ontology annotation, cellular component: cytoplasm; lysosomal membrane. Lineage: Eukaryota; Metazoa; Chordata; Mammalia; Rodentia; Muridae.